This is a messenger RNA of Pelobates cultripes (western spadefoot toad), 84455 nucleotides long. The record is from the annotation of a GenBank genome assembly. Lineage: Eukaryota; Metazoa; Chordata; Amphibia; Anura; Pelobatidae.
GAUUUGGCUGUUUGGAGACAGGUGGGGGUUCCUGAGAACAUGGCAAGAGGGAGGAGGAGGCUGGAUGAAGGGAGCACACAGGGUGGAGAGUUUCUGCUGGGCAGAUGUCCUCCUGCCACUGGGAAGAAGAGGCUGCACUAGCGAUCCAGUGAGUGAUCCAGGCUCCAACUACUGCCUCCAGCUCUCUGCUCUCAGGGGUUUGCCCGAGGCAUGAGGGGGCACAGCAUGAAGAAGACUAUCUUCCUCCUAAUAGGGACCAGUCUGCUCCUCUUCUUCAUCACCAUCUGGCUGACCAUAGGAGAGUCCCCACGGUACAGGUACCCUGGCUGCUUACUGCUAAUAAUACUGCCUCUUGCUGUUGUUGCAUCCACUGGUUAAAGUUGUGUGUGUAGUGUCUGCACUGUGCCCUGUCUGUAUGGGUUACAUUCAUGCAUGUGCGUAUGUUUGUAUGUAGGUGUGUAUUUAAUACAUGCAUUACUCUAAACGUGGAGAGUUACUAUGGUUAUUAUAGAAAACCCAAGAUAAAUAUUUAAUGUGUGUGUGUGUGUGUGUGUACACACAUACAAUAAAUAUUUAUUUAUUUUUUAUUUGUUUUUUUUAUUUAAAAAUUAAUGCAUUAAUGCUAAAAUGUGUCUCAUCCUUGGUGACACAAAAUGAAAAAAAUGAACAUUUAUCACCCACAUGACAUUUCUCAACAAAAAAGUGCCUUCAACAUAUAUAAAUAUAGUGCAUUUAAAAAUAUAAAAACACCAGCAAAAUUAAUGUAUCAUUAUUAGAUAUAAAGUGUAACUAAAUAUUUUAAAUAACAAGUACCAUCUGAAUCUGAAAGAUAUCUGGAUAGAUAGAUAGAUAGAUAGAUAGAUAAAUAGAUACAAUGAUAGAAUUAAUGCUAUGUUUUUGAAUAUGCUUUUAGUUUUAGUUCUUUUGAAUGGCUACUUAUAUUGACAUCAUGCAUAGUUUUCACAUUAUCCGAAAAUAUGAGCAAAUGGGUUGUGAGAUGGGGCGUUUUACUGUGAUUGUAAUUACAGUGAGCGCCAGGUAAUAUGUUACCAUUUGUGUGAUCCAGGUGUUGGGAGCUGCUAGUUUGUAGCAGUGAAUACUGUGCAGUUAUUUGUGUUAUGUAGAUUUUAUGUUAAAGCUUAGAAGCUUGAUUUGGUAAAUCCCUUGUUAUUAAUCAUGAAGUAGAAAACAGGUAGCCUUAGCCAUCUAGUAAUUAUUUAUACAGAUAUUAUAAAUGAGAAUAUAUAAUGGAAAUCAUAUCUUUAAAAUGAUUAAAGCUAUUUUGGCUUAUCUUUAUAUACCCUACAACGCCAGUAACAUUCUAAUUGUUGGACGAAAUGCAUGCAUUGACUGCUGCUGACUGUAUAUUCUGUUUAAAUAAUUGCCGUGCAGAUGCUUACAACUAACUGUGUAUACAAUAUAUGGAUUUACAUAUGUAAUUAUUAAGGGACUGACGGUUUUUAAAAAGCGGCACACACAUAUGUAAAUGCACAGCUGGACGUACAUGUGAGGUUAAUAUUUAUCUUGACAAUUUUGAGCAAUUUUGAAGGCAAGUGGUUUCCUUAUAUUUGUAUAAAUAUAUUAAUAAACGGUAUACAGAAAUGUAUUGAAUAUUUUAUUUUUAAAUCUGAAACGGCCUCAGUUUUUUUAAACAAUCCUGACAUAUGCUACUUUUAAUCCUUAUUAAUGUUAAUAUGGUGUUUUGCUUUUCUCUCUGUUACCUAUUACAUUUAAUUUAUCUUCUACCAUUUUAGUCCACCAUCUCUUCUUUGCACCCCUUAAUUUCCCCCUCUAAUCAUUACAUGCCUCUUUUCUGCUUAAAUAUGGAGGAAUUAAGUUACCAUAGGGCCCUGGGCAAGUGACAAAUAAGGGCUCCUAUUACAGCUCACCUACAGUGGGGUUUGAAGAUUGUUGUAGGGUUUUGCCCUAAACAACUCUAGACUUAAAUGGUUAAACCUAAAUAUAAGGCUUUUGCUUCCAAUAGACUUAUUUAGUAUACCCAUUGUAAAUCCUUUAUGGGUGUGUUUCUCAAUAGAAACAUUUAGGUAUUAGACACGAAGCGUAGAAUUGUCGAGAAUGGAUGAGAAUUGAUGAGCGAGUUGACAAUUUGGAGGAAAUCAGUUUACAGCCUGGUUAUUUUGGAGUAAAAUGUCCAAUUCCCAUGUCAAUUUUUAAUAAUUCCUGGAUUUCUGAAUAAACCACAUAGAUUAUAAAAUAUUAGUGACAAUGCCGCUAUGGAACUAUUGUCCUUAACAAAUGGAAUACUGGAGUUUAGAUGCCAUUGGCGUGGAUGCAUACAGCCCUAACCACCAGUAUAUAACAUCACUUAAAAAAAAAAAAAAAAAAAAAGACCCGCUGAAGUUAAUUAUUAAUUUGUACACAUUUUAAUAGUACUCCUAAACUGCUUACUCAGAUUGCUAUAGACAUUUUUUUAAUGUUCAUUAACUAAACAUUGACUUGUGUAGAAUCAAAAAGAGAAUUGUAAUUUACAAGCCAAAAACUCUCCAAAACUGUGAAAUUGUUAUUUUAUUUCAGCCCAAGUCUAGGUUUAGUGGGUCAACCUUACUGCACAUUAACAGUCUGACAGCAGGGGGUACCCCUCAGAUCCCUCUCAACUAACAAUAAGGUUUUAAUUUCAUAGCAAGAAUAUAUGUUAGAUUUUACAAGUUGGAAAUACUUGUCAUUAACAAUAUAACACACUUAAAGAACACUUUUAGAACUGAGUGUUUCAUAAAGUGUCCCAUAGACAUAGUUCAGGGAUAGGCAACCUUCGGCACUCCAGAUGUUGUGGACUACAUCCCCCAUAAUGCUCUCACAUCCAUAAUGCUGGCAAAGCAUCAUGGAGGGUGUAGUCCAAAACAUCUGGAGUGCCAAAGGUUUCCAAUGCCUGAAUAGUUCAUUUAUAUAAAACUCAAAGACUGCCUAGAAUCUGGUAGUAAAAGAAAUCUGCUUUUGCAAGCACAUCAGGUCUUAUUGGGUCUGCACAAUAUCGUCUUCUAUAUACCUCUAUUUUGUAGUCUUGUUCAUGCAGAGUUGCCCAGUGUCGAGGGAUCCUGGUAGACAAAGCCACCAUGAUCUGCAGAUAGACCAUAGAGAAGUAUUACAUAUCUAAAGGGAGAGAGGUUCCGGUAACUAUAUCUAUCUUUUGACUCUCUCUAGUUGUCACCAUGGAAGCAAACACCCACAAGUGGCAAACGUUUCAGUAUUUUUUGUAAGCCUUGUAUUUACAUCCGGCACACCAGCUUUUGUGUGUUAUGUUUUGCGAUGAGUUUGUCUAAAGUGACCGCAAAAUCUAAAAAGGUUUACAAUCAACUGCAAGACUGUCAAAUGUAAAACACACAAAGCAUUAUUCCUUGAAGAUUUUUUUGUUUUUCGUGGAUACUGUACAUUUUUUCUACUGCUUGUAAAAACCAUGUGUGUUAGGGAUGAUAUCAUGCGCAGUCAUUUAAGAUAAGUGUGGAGCCUGCAGGCUCUAGGGAAAUAUAUUUUGUUCAACAACCAAGUGGGAAAUAGCAGAAAACUUUCAGGGAAGAAGCGUAUAAUUUUACGUUUUAAUUUACUUUAAUUUUCAUUUGUAAUGAAAGAGCCGCCAUAUGACAUCUGACACCCAUAUGCACACAGGACGGUCAGGGAAGAUGUUGAUGACUUAUCUUUGUCUUAGAAUAUACGUUACGUUUCUCAUAUACCACCUGUGGGUAUUAAACAAAUGAGUAAUGUAUUAUUGUAUGUAAGGAUUAACAUUUAUCAAGAAUAAAUGGUGCUUUUAUAGUAUACAAUGAAUUUCACCGACCUCUCAGAAAUAAAUAACUAAAUAUAAUAUUUUAUCCAACUCAGCUAUAUUGUCUGUACAGUAAGAGUAUUAGAACUCUUAAGGUCCAUGCUCUGCUAUAACUACAUAUGACCCCACUUAGAAACUUGUAUCCUAGAUACAAUGUAAAUUAGAGGCAAUGUAAGGAAUGAUUGCAGAAUGGUGUAUAGCAGCAUGAUGAUACUGGACGUUCUAAAUAUAUAUAACUCAGAGGAGGGAUCAUGUAAUAUGAUUGAAAGGUAAAAAUAUUUUUAGGAGUUUAGGGAAGUGCAAGAUAGUGUGGUGAUGUUUUCUCUGGAAAGGGAGUAUUUAGAACAACAUGAGUUAGCCAGAUGUUGGAGGACAAAUGUAAGGUUAAUGCCCAUACUUGCAAACAGCCUUAAUUAGGUGGAACAGUCACGAUUUUGACAUCCAUGUCCUUUGAUGUCACAGUACUUUUGCUUGUACAUGAAUGCGUCUGCAGUACUCUGCACGUGGGCUUUGCCCUUGCCAGGCAGCUGGUCAUGCUCUCUGGGACGACACCCCUCCAAUUAUUUAAACCAUAAAACAAUACUCCAGCAUGUCCUCAACUCUUCAGUAUCACAUUUAUGAAAGUGCACGACAUGUACAAAGCAACGUUUCAACCAAUAAUCGGUCUUUUCCAAGCUCAUGUAUACUUAUUGCAUUAACAGGAAGUAAGGAGGAGGGGAAUUCAACCCUCCGAAAGUGUCACAUGAUACAAUUGUUUACACAGUUACUACAUCUUAUAUAAAUCCAGUGUGUAGUACUUAUAAAAUUCUUAAAAUAUACUUCAUACAAAAAAAGUGCAAACAUUGUUGUGUAUACUGAUAUAAAAGUGCAGAAUUAUUGCUGCAUAUAUGAAUAAUAAAGUACAAUAUUAAAGUACGGUAAUAAAUUAAAAUGCUAAAUUUGUCUUGAGUCAACAUAAUGUCACUAUGUCACAGGUUUAUCUGCACCCACCAUGCCCCAGUUCCAGAAGUUAAUAUUACACAUUAAACUCUGAAUAUCUGUUACACCUGGACUCACCAUCUUUCAUACACUUAGUACACCUAUUCAAUUGAUAUCAGGACUUUCCACAAUCCAAUGGAGGUUCUAGGGACUCCUGAUCAGAGUAUGGUACAUAUUCUGUAGCAUUGUUUAAUAUUUCCUCCCCCGCCCUCCCUCCCCUUCUUUUUUUUUCUUCACCUUAACUGUUUCCCCUAAUUUAUAACUAUGUUUAGAAUAUGUUGCUUGACAUUUGAACUUCAUAUAUAGUUAAUUUAAUUUAUACUUGUGGGCCUUAAUUUGAAAUGGUUUUUUUUGGGUUGAUGGUGCACUCAUGUGCUUAUAUGUCUUGUACAAUUUUAUUUAUUUUGAAAAACAAAUUUUAAAUGAAAAAAAAACCAAAACAUUUUGUUUCUCUACGUUUUGUAUUUUGGUAUAUCACCAUUAUCUAGACAAUUCUUACUUUUUUGUCUUUCUUCAAAUUUACAUUGGACAUUUUUAUGAAUAAAGUAUUUGAUCUUUCGAGGUAAUCGUCCAGCACUUUUUUUACAGUCUUCUUUUUAAUGUUGAAAGAUUUAUUGUAAAACUAGGUUAAUAACAAAGCCUAAUCCUAACAGGGAUCACCUUUCUCUUAUAUUUUUUUUGAUCUUCUCAGGUUUUCUUUUACUUUUUGUAGUAAUGGAUAUUGGGAAAAAAAAUUGUCUGAAUUUAUCUCUAUUUUUAUCUACUUGUUCUCUGAAAUAUUUUUUCUCCUGAAUUCCUUUUUAGCUUCCACAUUUUGGCUUUUUGAUAUAUUUUGAAACCAUGUUAAGUAGUGACAAGAAAAGAUAUAUGCAUAGCUGUCCAUCUCAUAUUUCGCUCAAAAGUAAGAAAUGCCUCUGAAGUUCAGUACUUACUAGUUUAUUGGAAAAUACAGGGGUUGCAAAUUGGAGAAGUCACUUCUGUUGGGUCAUACUGUAGUCUGCCUGAGCUACUGGAAUGUUUCUAACUAAUGUUCUGUGUUGGUAUAACCAACGUCUUGUGGACACAUUCUAAACUUUAUCAGAGGAGGGGGCUUGUAAUAAAAUAGAAAAUGCCAAACAAAUUAGUUCUGGAUUUUGUUUGCAUGGUAUUUGGUAUAGUUAUGAGUACGUCUGUGCCCCUCCCAUGGUUAUAACUUGUCAGUACGGGAAGGUAAAAAGGUAGAUGUUAUUUGUUGCCACAUGUAAAUGGGACAGGAAGUAAUUAAUCAAAAAGAAUUUGCAAAUAAUUGUGGGACAUAUACCUGGCAACAGAGUGCAAUUUCACAAAUUCCAGUAAAGUAUUGUUACACAUAAAAGGGGCUUUGGCUCACGGGAAAAAUAUACAAAGAACCUAAACAGGGUUAUUCAUUAAAAUGAGAAUUCAAAGUGAAUUUAAUAUUCAAGGUGAAACAAGUCAAACAGGAAAAUGUCUGUAAGUCUUCCAUGCUUUUAAUACAGCUAGUCUGGCCUUAAAUCCUUACAUUUUAAAUUUGCACAGAAUUUAGAAGUGGGACUAUCUCACCAUAUGUAUACUAUUACAUCUAAUACAUUGCAAUGGUUGGCCAGAUUUACUUUAACAAUGUCUAUAUUUUUGCAUUUAUAAAUAAAACUGCAAUUAAAAAAUUCUGAAUAGUAAUUAUAUAAAAUCUAUCACACAUAGAAAACUAAACAGAUUUAUAGAUUGCAACAUAUGGCUAAUUUGGACUUUAUCCAGAUUUAGAGACUUUAUAAUUUAAAUAUGUGCACAUUUUUGUAACUUAUUUUAUUCAGAUAUAUUAUUUUAAGUUUGAAUAUUAUAAUGGGCUUUAACAGAUUGUUAAUGUUUUUUAUGGAGUUGAUCAUGGUACCACUGCAAAAAUGUGUACUUUAUACAUUAUAUAAAAAAAUUAAGAACGUUGAACACAUUCUUAAGAACGUUGAACAUAAAAUUUGGAAAGCCUUUAAACAAUAUCAAACCUAAAAUGAAAAUUAUGGAGUAGAGGAGAUAGAGAGACAUGCUAAAGAUCGUCCGUUAUUGUUGUGGUGUGGGGAUAAUGCAGUGGGUGGGGAGAGAGUCAGGGUGGUUUGGUUAGAAGGACUAUGUCCAUGUAACAGGAACUACAUUCUUAUAUAAACAAAAACAUUUGAAUCACUUGAUUACUGAAUAAUACAAAUUUAGACUUAACUAUUAAAAAAAAUGUCCCUUAAAUUUAAUAAAAUAUGUGCAUAGAAUGACUUGUGAUAUUGGUGAAAAGAAUGUGUAAACCAGCUAAGUUCAUGGAUUGAAAGGUAGGUUUCCAAGCCAAAUCAUGCACAUUAUUUGUGCCUCGGUCAAAAAAAAAAAAAAAAAACAAGGUAAGUACUGAUGAUCUAAAAUCUUAAAAUAUGGUUUCUAGCAUAAAGAAAAUAGUUAAAAUCUGAAAUAGUAUUUUUGAGCUAUACUGUUUCUAAUCAAUCCAAUCCAUGAAACAAGGCGUAAUGGAUUUGACUCAAAGAUGCAGGAUAAUUUUACUGCUAUAAUUCUCAAGAGGGUUUGUUUGAAUUCUAGAAUCAAGGGUUCUUUUAAGCUCAUAGAACAUAUGACAUGGAACUAAUCCUGUACAAAAAAGGUCUGUAUAUGGGUGUAUGACCAGAAAAAGUGGAAUAGGUUUGCUAGAUAUUUGCUAAAAUUUAUAGCAGUUAUUGUCCAACAUGGCAUGCAUUAAGGCAGGAGUGGGCAAUCUUCCGCACUCCAGAUGUUGUGGACUACAUCUCCCAUAUUGAUUUUACACCCACAAUGCUGGCAGAGCAUUAGGGGAGAUGUAGUCCACAUCAUCUGUGGUGCCAAAGGCUUGCCUUUGGAAUAAUAAAAUAGAAUAAAUGGAACCGCAACACCAGGUAGCAUAAAGUAGGAUAUUUUCUUUCACCACAGUGGACUCGGCAACAUUUUCACCCUCCAGGGUCUUUGUCAAGCCUGAGAGUCCAAGUAACAACAUGCCAUUUAAAUACAUACUUAAUUACAUCCAAUCACAUAGUGUAACUACAUAGACCACCCAUAGGUGGAGUCUCACACAAAGGCAAUAAAAUUAACCCCAGCUGCGAUCAAGUGAAAUCUAAUCACCAAACAUAACAAAUAAAAACAUGUAAAUAAUACCUUGUAAAGCAAUAAGGUUUAAGUAUCCAUGUUCGCUGUAUUAUAUAUGAUAGCCGAACAAAAAAUAUAUAGUAUUUUUAUUAUUUGAGUUUGGAAAAACUAAGAAAAAAUCUUUCACUCCUGGACAGAAACAUAUUGUGAUGUCCAAGGUCACAGGUAUGUGGUAUAUAUCAGGGAACCAUCGGAAAGAUGUAAUACAUUCUAAGAAAAGAGGACAAACAGAAACUAGACCAUAAAUACAGAUAGACUGCAAAUGAAAUUGUAAUUAAAAGCUACCUAAACAUGUAAGCCAAAGAUAUGGUAAGCUGAAUUACAUCAUUGGAACAAAGACAAUGGGAAAUCUCAAUUUAUCCCCAUAGGUUCCAGGAAGUUCGGAGUAUCCUAAAUGCUUCUCGUCUCUUGAGGAGCACCGGUCUAUGUAGUCCUCUUGGUCACAAGGUCACCAGUACACUUUAUAAGGUAUAUAACAAAAGUGGAUUCACAGGUAUAAUACUGUUUACUCCCAAACCUGUGUGAAGAUGUACAAAAUGUUGCCACUAAUAACUGAGUUACAAUAAGGACAAGGAAAAUUACAUUCUUGAGGUUUUCCUGGAACUUUUUGACUAGCCAGGAAGAGUGUUUUAUACUCACCCAGACAAAAUGGUCACGGAUUGUUUCCACAACGUCUGAAUGGGACCAUUGUAGAAUAUGCCAGUGUUAAGGAUUUGCAUUAAUUUAUUAUUAUUAUUUUUUUUCAAUUAAUUUAUUGUUUCAAUGUGUGCCAUAUUGACUAACAAAUGUUAGUCUAGUGUUAGCAGCUGAUCUAAACUGACAAGUCUUGAGUAGGAUAUUACAUCUCAUAAUCACUCUUGUGUUAGAGAGUUCACUAGAAAGGAGCUCUAUAGGACAGCCCCUAAACAGAAAUUUUACAGCAAUCUCUUUUAGCCUGACCUCACAUACUUAUUAGUUUGUCACUAUUUGCUUUAGCCUGUAGAAUGGACUGCAUGGGAGGGCAAACAGUAAUUUGUCAGGAUGGGCACUGUCAAAUCAUAAAAAAAGUAUUCUUACUAUUUUAAAAAAUAUUUCUAUAAAUCGGUAGAAAGUUUAGAGCCUUGAUUAAGAACCGCAGUAUCCAGAAAAUAAAGUCUAUUGUAAUGACAAGUUAUGGUAAAUUGUAUAUCCCUUGGAAAGAAAUUGAGGACCUCAUGGAAAGAUCCCAGGGACUAGAGUGUACAGCGCUACACCGCCACAGCGCCACACCGCCAUAACAUGAAUAUAGUGAAACCAAUAUCGCUCAAGAUUACAAAAAAAGAAUUAGGGUAAAUAUACCAUUCCUCAAUAGAAUUCAUGAGUAUGUUGGUGUAUGUGGGCGCUACGUUCGAGCCCACAGUAAUCCCCUUGAUCUGAAAAUUGCCAGCAAAUACAAAAUAAUUCCUCUUAAGUACAGUGUGUAGUAAAUGGUUAAAAAAAGUCAUUUUUAGCAUUAUCAAUCUUCAAAAAAGCAGAUGCUUCGUGCAUUGCCUGGAGUACCCUUAAAAAAGUCUAUGUAGUGUCUACAGAUUAGCUGUCACCAGAGACUUCAGUCUCAGAGGUCAGGGCAGAAAAAUCACCUUCCCAGUGAAAAUAUUUAUCACGGCGGCGUCUGGUUGUUCACUUUACCUGUGUUGGUGUUAGCACUGUCAGUUGUACCCACAUCCUUUAGCGUAAUUCUCUUGAUCAUGCUAAAAUUUCCCAUGCUUCUGCAUUUCAACUUUAGUUUACCUUUUUUUUUUUGCACUUAGGGUUUGUUUUAUUGUCUUUGUUUUAAAUGUCCACCUCUAUGGGUGGUCUAUGUAGUUACACUAAUUAUAUGUUAUUGUAUGUAUGUAUUUAAAUGGCAUUUUGUUACUUAUGCUCUCAGGCUUGACCAAGACCCUGAAGGGUCGAAACGUUGCCAGGUCCACUGUGGUGGAUUAAAUAUCCUAAUUUUGCUACCUGGUGUUGCGGUCCCAUUUAUUCUAAUUUUAUUGCUUUGAGGAAUUGGAAUGGUUACCUCUGGGACCUACACCCAGUCACUUUAUUUAUUUGAGUGCCUGUUUUCCUCCCUUUUUUGUUUUUAUGUGGAAUGUGUCCAGGGAGAGAAAUAACCAGGAUGCAAUAUUUUCAAGGACAUUCAAUUUCCAGCACUUUUCUCAGUAGCGGUAGAAGUUCUGUGAUUAGAGUGGUUGUACCCAAAUCAAACAGAUGAUAUUGUCAUUGGAUAAUUCACAUUUUCUAAUAGGAUAGGCCUGACAAAUGUCAUAUGAUGUUUUACAAAUAGGGAGUGGAGUAUGAUACUAUCAUGGCGUUAUGGAUGAAUAUUUUUAACAUGUUAUUACACUACUGCCACGUGAAGACUUGGACUCUGGAUAUGCAUAAUAUCGUCUGAAUGUUAGUAGUUGUGACUACAGCCAACAGUCAGAGUCCGGACUGCACAUCAAAACAUACAUACACCAGCCCUGGAAAGAAAUCCAUUGGGGUUUUUUUGUGUUUUUUUUUUUUUGGCCUACAGUUUUAAGUAACCUAAACUGUUUCAACAAUAACAUGUUUAGUGAAUAGUGCUGCCUCACCAGUAACCUAAACCGUUUCUAACAAUAACAGGUUUAGUGAAUAGUGCUGCCUCACCAUCGAUGUAGUCAUUUAAAAAAAAACCUGUCUCUAAAUUCUGAACGUCUUUAAAGGCUGAUGUUACAUAUAUUGUUAAAUAUAUUAGAAAAACAUUACAUUGGUCAAUACUAUGUACACAUUGUGGUGAUUUAACUAAUCAGUCAGUCGUGGAUAUGAAAGAACAAUGUAGAAGCAAAAUAUAGCUCAGCUGGUAAAAUCUCCCGUACAAAUGAAUUGAAAACUUUAUUUAUUUAUUUUUUCAAGUUCAUUAUUUUAAUUACAUUUUUUAAGGCAGUUUUGAGCUCUCGGCAGCUAAUUAUUUAGAGAAUAAACGCCAAAGACUAAACAUGUAUAAUAUCAUAAUUAUCGUUCAUCAGAGAUAAUAGCCCCCAAAUGGGGCACACGAUGCUGUAUUUCCUGGAAUAGUAUCUUAGGGAAUCACAGUUUUUGUCAAAUGAACAGUAACCAGAUGUGUUCUGUUUGAUGAAAGCAUUUUAUACAGUAAAUAUUUUCUACAUUUCCCAUUAAGUUUAAUUUAAUUUUGGUUAAGAAUCGCAGUAAACAUUGAGUGCAAUUGUACCUUUUCCUGGAGGCAAGAGCAGAGCAACAUUUUACAGCAAAAUGUUAGCCUCAAAUAUUAAUUUAGUAAAUAACUAUACUGAAAAAAAUAAUACAUGGUUAAAUAAACAAUUAUAUAUGUUACCAUUAUGAAUUACGAAGGCGAAACUUAAUUCUGUAGAUUUAAUUAGCAGAAUUCUGCAGUUUAUAUUUUAAGAAAGUUAGUUGCCUUGCGUUAAAUGUGUGUAACCACUGCUGUUCUUUGUGGCUCUUUAAGUUUUAACGCACACAAAGGUUGUCCAGGUGCUUGGAGAAUCUCUUGAAUAAAAAAUAUGUUGUGAAUAACAUUAUUUUUAUUUUUUUAAAUUUAUUAUUUAACAGGAAUGUGCUUUGCGGAUAAGUGCAGUUAUUUAAAGAUGGUAAUGUGUUCAUUUUGAAAUAUUCAUUCCCAAAAACAAAAAUUCUACACAUAAACAAACAAUGUAUACGCUACCUUCCAAUCUGCUUAGUGUACAAUUACAGCAACAGGUGUUUUAUGAAUAGCAAUGUUUAAAGAUGGAAAGACAUUUCUAUUGCUCGGCUAUAAAGAACUUUCAACCAAAAUUAUCUAUGUAUUGUGUGAAUUAACAUCAGCUAGUUACUUUAAGCACUUCAGUAAUGCAAAGUGGUCAUGGUGUAGUGUUUCGCUAUGAAAUACUGCGCAUACAAAGUUUAAGGUCUUUGCUGCCAGAUAUGUAACUGCUAGUAGGGUAAUUGGGGCAAUAUUAUCCAGUCCAGAACAAGAGUUCUAGACUGGCUAAGAUCAAUUCUAUGCACAUUUCGUGACAUCAUCAGCAAGCUGGCGAUAGGCAGCCAAUGGCAGCAACCCCUACGCCCCCUCCACGCCAUCCUUGUCCUCCCUUUACAUCCCUACCCUUGCUGUUAGGCCGAGAGACAUCCACAGAGGAGGAUUAUGUUGAAGGGAGAAUCUGGCCUUAUUUCUGGAAUAGAGGUAAGUUUAUGGUUUUUAUUUAAUUUUUUUUUUAUAAAUUCUUUAUUUUGUUGGUGUUUCGUUUUUGUACUUUAUGGGGAAAGGGUUACAGAAAGAAAAGAUUGUGAUGAAACGUUAGUUUAACAUAUAACAGUUUGUAACAGUAUUAACAAGUCAGGUAUUGGCUUAUGCAUUGCGUUGUUGUGCCUAAUUUUUGUCAGUUUUCCUGAAUGUUGCUCGGCAUAUGUUUUUAGUACUCCUUUUGGGAGGAGCUUGGGGGUGUCAGGGGAGAUGGAAACGGGAAGCAGAGAGGGGGGGGGAGGUAUCAAGUGGGUGUAGAGGUUCAUGUGUCGUGUGUGAUGACCUUUCAUCGGUUUUUAUUUUUUUUAACCUUUACAAGUAGCGAUAGGUACAGCAAGUGUUAGUCUAACCGAAACCAGUGCUUUCUUUAAAUAUUGUUUUUUGGUUGGAGUAACACUUUAAUGUAAUGCACGGAGAUGUUUAGUUCAUAUCAUUGUUCUUCAAUUUUAAACUUUAAACCAUUAACAAAAUUGUGUUUUUUCCCCCCAAAUAAUUCCUAUAAACAAUUGUGUCCAGCACCAUCACAUUUAUAUUGACCCAUUUAAGGCCGAAACAAAAAUGGCGUAUUUUUGGCAUCACCACAAUCUGGUUUUCAAAUACCUUAUUUCAGCAUGGAAUGUCCUCUCUGUUUGUUGUUUAUAGCUCCGUGUAGUCAAUUUAGUGAGACUUUUCACUUUCCACAGAAGCAGAUUGUAAUGGCAGUGUUCAUUGUCAUUCAUUUGUUUUUAAUAGGUUAAACUGAUAGUUUGAACAUUAAAAAGAUCAGUUAAAACAAUUGUAUAGCGUUAAUAGUUCUCUUGAGUCUGGCUAUUUCAUGAAAUUCAUAGAAUCACUUCUGCCUCAAACUGCCCACAGUUCUAUCUGAAUCACAAGUAAAUGGUGAAGUGGGUUUUAUAGGAAAUGAAUGUAGUUAGAGGAUUUAGAAGACCAAAGUUCUAGCAGUUUAUGGAUGUCUCCAGAAACCUGAGAUAUAUUUUUUUCCCAAAUACACAUACUGUACACACACAUGUGUAUAUCACACAAUUGUUCUUAAAAUAUUUUUUAUUAAAGGGACACAAUAGUUACCAGAAUAGCUAUAGCUUUAUGUAGUUCUGGUGAGUAUUGUCAGUCCCUGCAGGCUUUUCAAUUUAAACGCUGCCUUUUUAGAGAAUACAUACACAUUCUCACUUUCAGGUAGUAGCUUUACCUCUGCCUGGAUGCCAUCAUUAAUUCUGUCUCUUUUUCUACUGUCUAUGCAAGUGUGUGUACAAAAGGUAGAAACUGAGUUUGUAUGUCUCCAACCAGUGAAGUUUUCUGCUAUCAGUCUCCCACAGCCCAGUAGAUGUUUGUCUCUGUAUAAAAAUGCUGAAUUAUGUUCCCCCACUAAACAAGCUAAUUGGUUGGUUUACUGUUUUAUAUUUUUAUUAUACAUGGGUUUAUGGUUUUACACUAGAGACCCUGCUCUAUAUUUAUUACAUAGGUGUGAUUAUUUAUCUUGUAUUUGCCGAACAUCUCUUAUAUUACCAAGUUAUAUACAGUGCUGCCCGAUUUAUUAUUGCCAUCUGUUUGCUUUUUAUUUAUUUAUUUUUUUUAAAUAUCAUUUACAUCAGAUUAUCGUUGAGCACCUGUUUUCAGACUGAAAUUAUAUUUAAUGUCUUAGUCACUUUUGGGAAGGGUAGAAUUAGUCAAACACACGCAAUAAAACAAGCAAUUUUCCAUUUCCUCUUUUUUUGUACAGAUAGAUAUACUUGAUAAUUGCAGAUCUAGCAUAGGUUUUUUUCCCUAGAGCCACCAACCUCCAUUACUGUGGGUAACAACUAAUGUAGAUCAGCGACAUCGUACCUUAUCAUCUCUUAAAGGAUCACUAUAGGGUUAGGAACACAAACAUGUAUUUCUGACCCUAUAGUGUUAAAUCCACCAUCUAGCUCCCCUGGACCCCAUUUAUGUCUCCAUAAAUAUAGUAAAAAUCUUACUGUAUUCAAGCCUGAAGCUGCUGGCUCUGCCCUGUCUGCCUCGGAAAAAACAAGCAGUCUGCUGACAUCAUUAGAAGUGGUGGCCUGAUCCAAUCACAAUGCUCCCCAUAGGAUUGGCUGAGACUGACAAGGAGGCAGAUUAGGGGCAGAGCCAGCACAAUUCGAACACAGCCCUGGCCAAUCAGCAUCUCCUCAUAGAGAUACAUUGAAUCAAUGAAUCUCUAUGAGGAAAGUUCAGUGUUUGCAUGCAGAGGGAGGAGAUACUGAAUGUUUGGAUGCAUUUUAGGCAGCCAUGACCCAGGAAGGAUCUCUAACAGCCAUCUGAGGAGUGGCCAGUGAAGUUAUCACUAGGCUGUAAUGUAAACACUGCAUUUUCUCUGAAAAGACAUUUGUUUACAGCAAAAAGCCUGAAGGUAAUGAUUCUACUCACCAGAACAAAGUCAAUAAGCUGUAGUUGUUCUGGUGACUAUAGUGUCCCUUUAAAAAUGUAUGCACCAAAAACUCACCUAAAUCCUGAUCUAAGUGCCUUAAUUUGGAACUCCACUUACAUAAUACCCUCAAUUGCUGAGAUAGAAAGAAAACUAUUAAAAUUACUCAAAUCUGGAAAGCUGUAAUUAUUCCUACUCUCUAUUUUAGAGUACCGUAUUGUGUACAUAUACUUUUUCCAGCGAUCUGUCACAUUCAUUUAUUAACGUGUAUAUUAGCAGUAGUGUAUGUUGGGCUGCCUCUGUCCUUAUUGAUUCUCAAUAGGAUGUGUAGAUAGAAAUGCUUCACAGUUUUAAAUGUAUCUUGUGUGUUGUACGGGUUGACCUCUGACUUUUGCCGCGUACGUUACGUGGAAAUGCUCAGAGCUUUAUUCAUACAUAGGCACAGUGUGUAUGUGCUUACAGGCCCAGUCCAAAUACGGUGCAUCCUUCUGUGACAGCCUGCCAGAGACAGUAUAAACACCGCUCCACGGGCUCCGUGGAAGCAGACCAAAGCAGAAGAUGGAGCUGAUUAAAGAUGAGAUAAUCUGUCAGGGAACGUGCAUAGCUAUUUUUGGUUGGGGUGUUGUCUGGCAUUCAAAUAUGUGAGGAAGCAGGAGUUAAUUACAGGGUGCAAAUUAAGUAAUGGUAGGGGCAUAACUGUCUGAGGAUCGGUUUAGGGAAGGGAGGAACUUUAUUUGAGUGAAGUAAUGUGGUCAUUCUGGGGAGGAGAGGCUUUUUGCGGGGAUGGAACUUCUAAAUAGUAAAAUUGGGUGGAGCACCCACCUAACGAAUGGGUGCCAGGACUCCGGCUCCACCACACCGAAAGAGAUUGCAAAAACGAUGUCCAGCACUCCAUAUGGUAUCAGAAAUAUCCCUUUACUGGCAAUCCAGAGCAGCAAUGAUUUUAUUGGGGGGGAACAAAAGUGUUGUGCCUACAGGCAUCUGAGAUGUAAAUUCAGCAAUAGAAAUGCCCCCAAUCUGUCGUCCAAGCUGUGAAGGGCUCCUUAAAGGACCACUAUAGUGCCAGGAAAACAUACUCGUUUUCCUGGCACUAUAGUGCCCUGAGGGUGCCCCCACCCUCAGGGACCCCCUCCCGCCCGGCUCUGGAAAGGGGAAAGGGUUAAAAACUUACCUUUUUCCAACGCUGGGCGGGAAGCUCUCCUCCUUCUCUCCUCCUCCGUUCCUCCUCCUGGGCUGAAUGCGCACGCACGGCAGUUUCUCUGAAACUGCUAUGUUUAAAAAAAAAAAUGGGUUAACCCUAGAAGGACCUGGCACCCAGACCACUUCAUUAAGCUGAAGUGGUCUGGGUGCCUAGAGUGGUCCUUUAAGUGGUUCAAGCAGAGUAGCACCUGUGUUUACCACUAUUUACUGAGCCCUUUCACUGUUUGAGUUUAGAAAAUAUAUUUAAAAAAAUUCUGAAAGUAAAGUUCACGUGCCAGUCUAUUAAACAAGUCACAUAGCAGACGUAAGGCUCGAAAAUGAAGGCAAGAGCUAGCACAUACACUACCGUCACACAGAUAUGUUCCUGGCAUACAAAACCACAAUUCUAUAGCAUAAUCUUUGAGGACAGGCAUAUAAACUUUAAUGUGCAAAUAAAGCAGAUAUUUUCUAUGUUUUUCCCACUAAGCGAAAGUAAAGUGCGCAUGCGCAGGGCGAGCCUUUUAUGGCGAUAAGUUAGGUGGAAGUUAAGGCUGAGAUGUAUCUGUAGUGGAUUAAAAAAAUAUUGUGCUUUCUUUAGCCAAAAUUAGCUCUAACUGGUGCACCUGAGCAGUACAAUACCUACUAGAUUUAGAUGCAUUUAUAUCCAUAGCGGAGUUUGUACCUCACAGGCGUAUCAGUUAAUUUUAGCUGUAGAAAGUGUUAGUGCAAUUAUUAUUUUUUGUCCUCCUGAAACUCACGAAUUUGGGAAUAUUACUCUAUUGGUCUCCUUUGUGUUGGUUCCUUUUAUGUUUUACAUAUAUCGCAUUACUCGGAACAGUUGAAGACGCAAUUUCCAACAUUAUAUCAAGGGAUGUUAGUGGGCUGCUGAACAUGGGCCUGGAAGCAGGACUUGUCAGUACGGUUUAAUAUUUACCGGUUCUCAGCAGUUUGGAAACAAGCCCUUAGUUGCUUCUGAGCAAAAAUUUGCAAAGUGAUAUAUGUAUGUUUUAUUCAAGUAUUCCCUUUUUAUUGCUGUGUAUGUUUUCCAAUUUCAUUUUCUUUGGUAUGAAAUACUUAAAGUGCGUGACAGUAAUCAAAUAAUGUUUGUUACAGAUCCUAUUAUUGUUUCACAUCCAGAUAGAAAGCCAUUAAACAUUCUGUGCAAGAGCUCAUCUUUUCAUUUUUUCUAAAUACUCUAAUAAAAAUAAGAAACUGAUGUUAUUUAAAAGGACACCAUAACCACCAUAAAAUCGACAUGGUUUUAUAAUGUUUAUGAAGCUACGAGGCUCGGAGAGCAGACUCACUGGUUUUUGUCAGACUAAUGUUUUCAAAUGUUAUCAUAUAUUUUUGAAGUGAUUCCUCAGCAACCUAAGCCUGUUACCAUGAGGAAUUUCACUUCCUUAUUAUCAGUACAAAUAUUUGGAUGGGGCGAGCAUUCUAUGGGUAUAGCAAAAUAUGUAAAAUAUGUUCACUGUACAAGUGUAUAUAUAUAUAUAUACAUGCAUAAAUUAUAUGGGUGCUGUCCAACUAAUACAAUAUACAUGAUCCAUUACAUUCGCUCACUCACUAAACAUUAACUUCAAAAUUCACAGAAUUAUUUUUUUAGCUGUGUUUUAAAGACCUAACUUGCAUAAGCUUGCAAUUUUCCAAGUAAGUGGGUUAAUCUCAUAAGACCCGGCUUUUUUUUCUUUUUAAUUUUCCAUAUAUGGCAUAAGCUUGCCACAAUAUAUAUAUAUAUACAGGGAGUGCAGAAUUAUUAGGCAAGUUGUAUUUUUGAGGAUUAAUUUUAUUAUUGAACAACAACCAUGUUCUCAAUGAACCCAAAAAACUCAUUAAUAUCAAAGCUGAAUAUUUUUGGAAGUAGUUUUUAGUUUGUUUUUAGUUAUAGCUAUGUUAGGGGGAUAUCUGUGUGUGCAGGUGACUAUUACUGUGCAUAAUUAUUAGGCAACUUAACAAAAAACAAAUAUAUACCCAUUUCAAUUAUUUAUUAUUACCAGUGAAACCAAUAUAACAUCUCAACAUUCACAAAUAUACAUUUCUGACAUUCAAAAACAAAACAAAAACAAAUCAGUGACCAAUAUAGCCACCUUUCUUUGCAAGGACACUCAAAAGCCUGCCAUCCAUGGAUUCUGUCAGUGUUUUGAUCUGUUCACAAUCAACAUUGCGUGCAGCAGCAACCACAGCCUCCCAGACACUGUUCAGAGAGGUGUACUGUUUUCCCUCCUUGUAAAUCUCACAUUUGAUGAUGGACCACAGGUUCUCAAUGGGGUUCAGAUCAGGUGAACAAGGAGGCCAUGUCAUUAGAUUUUCUUCUUUUAUACCCUUUCUUGCCAGCCACGCUGUGGAGUACUUGGACGCGUGUGAUGGAGCAUUGUCCUGCAUGAAAAUCAUGUUUUUCUUGAAGGAUGCAGACUUCUUCCUGUACCACUGCUUGAAGAAGGUGUCUUCCAGGAACUGGCAGUAGGACUGGGAGUUGAGCUUGACUCCAUCCUCAACCCGAAAAGGCCCCACAAGUUCAUCUUUGAUGAUACCAGCCCAAACCAGUACUCCACCUCCACCUUGCUGGCGUCUGAGUCGGACUGGAGCUCUCUGCCCUUUACCAAUCCAGCCACGGGCCCAUCCAUCUGGCCCAUCAAGACUCACUCUCAUUUCAUCAGUCCAUAAAACUUUAGAAAAAUCAGUCUUGAGAUAUUUCUUGGCCCAGUCUUGACGUUUCAGCUUGUGUGUCUUGUUCAGUGGUGGUCGUCUUUCAGCCUUUCUUACCUUGGCCAUGUCUCUGAGUAUUGCACACCUUGUGCUUUUGGGCACUCCAGUGAUGUUGCAGCUCUGAAAUAUGGCCAAACUGGUGGCAAGUGGCAUCGUGGCAGCUGCACGCUUGACUUUUCUCAGUUCAUGGGCAGUUAUUUUGCGCCUUGGUUUUUCCACACGCUUCUUGCGACCCUGUUGACUAUUUUGAAUGAAACGCUUGAUUGUUCGAUGAUCACGCUUCAGAAGCUUUGCAAUUUUAAGAGUGCUGCAUCCCUCUGCAAGAUAUCUCACUAUUUUUGACUUUUCUGAGCCUGUCAAGUCCUUCUUUUGACCCAUUUUGCCAAAGGAAAGGAAGUUGCCUAAUAAUUAUGCACACCUGAUAUAGGGUGUUGAUGUCAUUAGACCACACCCCUUCUCAUUACAGAGAUGCACAUCACCUAAUAUGCUUAAUUGGUAGUAGGCUUUCGAGCCUAUACAGCUUGGAGUAAGACAACAUGCAUAAAGAGGAUGAUGUGGUCAAAAUACUCAUUUGCCUAAUAAUUCUGCACUCCCUGUAUAUAUAUAUAUAUAUAUAUAUAUAUAUAUAUAUAUAUAUAUAUAUAUAUAUGUGUGUGUGUGUGUGUGUGUGUGUCUGUGUGUGUGUGUGUGUGUGUUUUUUUAAUUCUGAGUAAAUAAUACUUUUCUACUCUAAUUUUUAAUUCUCCGGUUUUCUAAACAUCAGGCUGUAAAAUAUUACAAUAAUAUUAUUUAAGGAAGCAGAGAUUUAAUUGGUCCCAAAAAUAACUAUGUUAUAUAGAGAUGGAAAAACGUCAUAAAAAGUGAUUUUAACUCAGAUUUCUUUCAUAACCUUUUGUGCGAUAAAUUCAGGUCAUGUUUAGAAAGAGCAUUUCUGGGUCAAAAAAAUUGAUGUUGAACCAUCUACAUUGGUUCCCAUGGCAAUUGUUCCAGAUGUAGUACUUUGACUUAGAGUGGUACUUUUCUUAAGUACACAUCAAUAUCCACUGAAAAUGCCCAAAGUAUGGAAUGACUAUGACCUAUUAAAUCUGAUCUGGAGGUACGAAGUAAGAGUUCCACCAUAUAUUCCUUUCAAACCACCAGUGAUAUAUGUAUAUAUGUAUUUGUAAAAUUCAUGGCGAAGUACCCUUAAGUGGCCAUAUAUUAUUUAGAUACAUAUGUCAAAUCAUUUUAUUCACUUGUGUAGAAUGGUGGUUGGCCUCAGGCAAAGUUGAUCCAUUGGGAAGUUUAAGUGUGAUUGUCUAUUUUUUUUUUUUUACCAACCACAGAUUUAAAAUGGGGAACCUGAAAAAGCUUUUUUUAACCAUUUAUAGUUGUGUUGCAAUAAUGGACCUUGGUGAAAAAUACAUUACGGACACAUCUGGAAUAGAAGUAAAACAGCUUUAAAUUUAAUGUGUGUAGUUUAUUAUGGGUUAUGCCCUUAUUAUAAAUAAAAUCGCAGUAACGUCGCAUUGCCAUUUAUGAUACGCACAUAAUUCCGGAUCAGUGUAAUUCAACUCUCUAUAUUAUUUAGUUAUGUAUACAUUUUUUAUGUUUGCUGUCUGUGAUCUCACUUGUAAUUUUUAUCUUUUUCAUUAUUGCGUUUUCUAUCCACUUUUUCAUAUGAUCGUGCUUGAUUUAUUACUUUGCUUGUUACACUGAAAUUGUGGUGACAAGUGAGAUGGUAGAAAAAAAGGUGGCUGAAUGGCGUUUCUAUAACUUAAAAUGGUUUUGUUUUGUUUUUCUUUUCUUUUUUUUUUUAUAUAGAAAACUGUUCUUAAUUUUUAUACAUCGAAAAUGUUAAAAUUAACCAAAAGGGUGUUGAAAAUAUAUUUGUCGAAAAAUAUGGCGCAAACAUGUCUAAUAAUUGCACUCACUCUACACUUGCAGAAAUUAGCUCCUGGUAAGCAAUCUGGGAUAGAGAAAAAGGUGGAUGCAGUGAGUGUAGCAGUAACUGAAUAUGCCACACUGUAGAAAGACAGAAGCAUCAAUAGCAUUUGCACAGUGAGCAAAGUCAGAUUUCUGUUAACUAUUUUAUAGUCAGCCAGCCCUUGUUAGUUUUGUUCCCCUGCAUCCCUUCUAAGUUCCAAUACUUAAUUCCCUUUGCACAAAGCAAGAGCAUGUGAAGAGUAGUAAGCUUCAGUAUAAGCCUGGAACUUCAGCUCCUUUAGCCCCUAUGUGUCAGGGUUCUUACCUGAGGUGGGAGUCUGUAGCGCAGAUAUGUUUGCUCACCCUUUCAGAUAGACACAGUCCAAGGUGACCAGAUAAGAAGCCACCUGGACUGUGAAUCUGUGCAUGGGGGCUGUGCAGGAAAGGUGAUUCCAAUGCAGUACACAAACAGCAGGAUAGUUAAGGGAUAGCCGAAGUCAAAAGAUUCCAGAGGUCAGGAUUACUGAAGUGUAGUCGAAGUUAAGGGAUGCCAGAGGUCAGGAUUAACGAAGUCAGAAGCCGGUGUCAAUAUGGAGUUGAAGAUCAAGAGACUGGAACACAGGAACUAAACACACACAACAGGAUCAAAGACUUGAUAAAUUUCCGAGGGCGAGGCUGUGUAUAUAGAUCGUGCUGAUGAUUGAUCAGAGUCAGGUGAAGUACAGCACUAGACGAAGCCCAGCCCCCAGUACUGUAGACAAGCUAGGAUGAACAGGACUAUAAUAAUUCCAAGGACUAGGAACUGCUGUGGCUCAAAGGUAGAUAGCAGGCCCAGGACAUCAAAGUAUCCAGGUUGAAAUCCCCUGUUGGGCACUUCUGGGACAACCAUGUCUGGAUGUCAUGGUGAGAAUUGUGACACUAUGUUAAUAGGCACCUCUUGUGUGCAGAGAGCUAUUGAAGAAUGUUUGCAGAGCUUAAAUGUCUUGAUCCCAUUGUGCCAACAUUUCUGCUCAGAAUGAUGGGUGCCCCAAAUCUACACUGUCCUGUCCUAUCCAGGGCUGGUGGAAGCUAUAUGACUGAUUUAUUAUUAUACUUUCUAUUCAGUAUAUCCAGGGGUAUGGAAUCUGUUGGUAUUAUAUGAAUAAUAAGGACAUGCUGUGUAAGCAGAAAGCCUGCAUUAGAAAUCACUGAGGGCCUGUACCACUUAAACAGUUAAGCAAACCUGGUAGAUAUUUUAAUGUUUGUUCUUUGCCUCUUGUCUGUGUCAGGAUUUCUUAGCCUACUUUCUCUGUGCCACAAAGAAACCUUUGUGUUGAAGUUUGCAAUUGCGACAGAUGGAAGGCAAUCAGAAAUAGGAAGACGUGCAAAUGCAGAGUCCCUAACUUCACAUGAGAAAUCUGCACUAUUAAAAAAUAAUGAACUCAUGUUCUAUUCCAGCACACCUUCCGAGUCUUCCAUUGUGCCUUAUUUAUAGUUUUCAAAUUAACUUUCCAACUUGUUAAACACUUUUCCUGAGCACUCUGUAAAAUAUUUAUAUGAAAUAAAGACCUGUCUUUCCUAAGCAGUGGUAUUCUCCUUGAACGUAGACGAUGUAAUUUAUUUCAACAAAAGUAAUUAAAAUUGUAUAUAUCAUACGCAGAGACUAAGAGUGUGUGUGUGUGUGUGUGUGUGUGUGUAUAAUUCCAUCUCAGUUGUCUUUUUUAACUCUUUUUUUUUAAAUCUUUAUUUUUCAUGAUAUAACACGAUAGCUUGCGAGGCCACAAUAGCUGUAGCAAGCACAAAAUAGUCAACAUAGGUUACACAUACAUGGCUAUGAGUUUGUGCACAAAUUUAGUUUUUCUUAAAAAGUAAAAGACUGCGUAGAUGAACAGGCUAGGCAUCUUUUUAAAAAUGAGAAUAGAAACUAGAAUUAUAAAUACAGGCUCAAAACGUGAGAGACAAUGUGAGAGACAAGAGAGAACAUUGCUGUCAUUUUUUUUACCCUGUUUGCACAGGUAAGUUAAAAAAAAAAGGUGUACAAUACUGCUCCAACUACAACCUUGGCACACCAAGCUGACUCGAUACCUCCAAAAAUGUUCCAGAACUGCUGAACGCUCCUGGAGAAAGUCUCACUCUGCAUCUGACUUUCUCCACUAUAAAUUUAUACUGCACUCUUACAGUUUGGCUCUUUCCUCUGCAAAAGUAAAUUACUUCUAUACCCUCAUAACCACACUCUCCCACAAACCUAAAUGACUAUUUCACACUUUAAACUCACUUCUUUGCCCUGUUGCUUCUCCUCCUUCUACCGACUUAAGCGCCACAAUCUUUGCAGCUCACUUCACUGACAAUAUCUCUACAAUCAGGGAAGAGUUCUCUCAUCUCUCUCCUUCCCCUUACAAUACUUCCCCCAACCUCACUCCUUCUGCUGUUCCAUGUUCAUUCGCACUCGCUACAGUGGAAAAGGUUUCUGAUCUGCUCCGGUCCUCCUGCACAACCACCUGCUCCCUUGAUCCUAUUCCCUCGCAUCCCAUCCAUACUCUGUCUCCUUCUUUUGCUUUUCCUCUCCCUAAAAUUCUCAAUCUCUCCCUCUCCUCUGGCAUAUUUCCAUUCCCCUUCAAACAUGCAACUGUAACCCAAAUUCUAAAAAAGCCCAACCUUGACCCUAACUACCGCCCUAUCUCACUACUGCCUUUUGCGUCCAAGAUCCUUGAAAGAAUUGUAUAUAUAAGAUUGACAGACUUCCUCGAGUCCAAUUCUCUGCUUGACCCACUUCAGUCUGGUUUCCAUGCUCAGCACUCUGUAGAAACGGCUCUGACCAAGGUAUCAAACGAUCUACUCGCUGCAAAAUCUCAUGGUCCCUAUUCUAUCCAAAUUCUCCUUGACAUGUCCGCUGUUUUUGAUACUGCUGGGGGAAAGGGAUUUAGGGGUGAUUAUUUCUGAUGACUUAAAGGUAGGCAGACAAUGUAAUAGAGCAGCAGGAAAUGCUAGCAGAAUGCUUGGUUGUAUAAGGAGAGGUAUUAGCAGUAGAAAGAGGGAAGUGCUCAUGCCAUUGUACAGAACACUGGUGAGACCUCACUUGGAGUAUUGUACACAGUACUGGAGACAGUAUCUUCAGAAGGAUAUUGAUACUUUAGAGAGGGUUCAGAGAAGGGCUACUAAACUGGUUCAUGGAUUGCAGGAUAAAGGAAAGGUUAAAGGAUCUUAACAUGUAUAGCUUGGAGGAAAGACAAGACAGGGGGGAUAUGAUAGAAACAUUUAAAUAUAUAAAGGGAAUCAACACAGUAAAGGAGGAGACUAUAUUUAAAAGAAGAAAAACUACCACAACAAGAGGACAUAGUCUUAAAUUAGAGGGACAAAGGUUUAAAAAUAAUAUCAGGAAGUAUUACUUUACUGAGAGGGUAGUGGAUGCAUGGAAUAGCCUUUCAGCUGAAGCGGUAGAGGUUAACACAGUAAAGGAGUUUAAGCAUGUGUGGGAUAGGCAUAAGGCUAUCCUAACUAUAAGAAAAGACUAGGGACUAAUUAAAGUAUUUAGAAAAUUGGGCAGACUAUUUUCUGGACAUACUGCACCAUUAUCCUCUCCUUCUGUCCAUGUACGAAUCGCAUCUGAUAUAUCAACAAGAAAAUUUUCCUUGAACAAAUUCGUGAUUGCUCCCCUGGAAAGUAUAUACCAUCAUAUUUUAUUGGACUCUCUAUCUUGGACAUAUGUUCAUUCAUUUAUAUUUUAUUUUUUAUUAUUCUAUUUAUCUUAUUUUAUUUUUAUUUUAGGUCUCUUAUUCUGUCCCAUUUUUAAGUGUAUGUAUCUAUUGUAGACUUAUUUAAGGAAUCUUAUGUUGGUUAUAAUAUUCUCACCAGUGUCUUAUUAGAGUGGCGCUAAUCCUCUACACUUUUUUAGAUUUUGUACUUGCCUCACUACUAUAGGGAUAGAGGGAUUCCCUUCCUUUUGGAGAAAAGCUACCUUAAUUUCACUUUUCCCAGUUUGUUCUAUCAGUGCUGACCCUUUACUACUGUUUCUAUUUCUAACUGGAUGGCUGCCCACUUCCUUAACCCCUUAAGGACUGGACUGUUUUUGCGAUGUUGUACAUUUGCGACCAGGAAUAUUUUUACACUUUUGUGGUGUUUGUGUUUGGCUGUAAUUUUCCGCUUUCUCAUUUACUGUUCCCAUACAAAUUAUAUAUUGUUUUUUUCAGGACAAAAUGGGAUUUCUUUACAUACCAUUAUUUAUAUAAUCUCAUGUAUUUUAAUUUAAAAAAAAUACAAAAAUCUGAUGAAAAAUUGAAAAAAUACAUGUUUUUUGACUUUUACUUGAAAAAUCUUUUACUCAUCUACAAAAGCGAAUGAAAAAAACUGCUAAAUAGAUUAAAAAUUUUGUCCUGAGUUUAAAAAUACCCAGUGUUUACGUGCUUUUUUUUUGCAUGUUAUAGGGCUAUAGGUACAAGUAGGAUAUUGCGGUUUAAAAACAUACAUUUUUAAAAUUUAUCAAUAGUGACAUUGUAACACUAUUAUCUGUCAUAAAUCUCUGAAUAACACCCCACAUGUACAUAUUUUUUUUAAAGUAGACAACCCAGGGUAUUCAAUAUGGGGUAUGUCCAGUCUUUUUAGUAGCCACUUAGUCGAAAACACUGGCCAAAGUAAGCAUUCAUAUUUGUUUGUGUGUGAAAAAAGUAAAAAAACUAAAUUGAACGCCAAUUUUGGCCAGUGUUUGUGACCAAGUGGUUACUAAAAAAGACUGGACAUACCCCAUUUGCAAUACCUUGGGUUGUCUUCUUUUGCAAAUGGUAUGCCAUCAUGGGGGUAUUUCUCAUUCCUGGGCUACCAUACGCUCUCAAAGGCAACGUAACCAACCUGGCCAUUUUCAAUGUAAAAUAUUUGACCCAUAUAUUUGACCUUGUAACUUUCAAAAAUGCUAUAAAACCUGUACAUGGGGGGUACUGUUUUACUCGGGAGACAUCGCUGAACACAAAUAUUAGUGUUUAAAAACUGGAAAACGUAUCACAACAAUUAUAUCAUCAGUAAAAGUGCUGUUUGUGUGUGAAAAAUGCAAAAAAAGUAACUUUCACUGACAAUAUCAUCGCUGUGAUAUGUUUUAAUGUUGUGAAUCACUAAUAUUUGUGUUCAGCGCAGUCUCCCGAGUAAAACAGUACCCCCCAUGUACAGGUUUUAGGGUGUCGUAGAACGCUACAGGGUAAAAUACAGUGCUAGCAAAUUAAAUUCUCUGGAAUUUCGGCCUGGGUUGGCAGGCAGGUCCCUCAAAUUGCAAUCAAUAAAAUUACUGAAUUAUGUAAAAAUAUUACAUAAAUACGCACGUAGAAUUUAAAUAUAUAUGCAUAUUUAUAUAUUUGAAGUCUACGUGUAUAUUUAUAUAAUUAUUUAUGUAAUUUUGUAUAUGGACGUAUGUAUAUUUCUAUUAUUUUUAUUUAUUUUUAUAUACAUAGAUAUAUAUACAAAUUCAUUCUAAGUGUAUUUUGAUAUAAAUAUAUAUAUAUUAAUUUUAAAAUACAGUUAGAAUAAAAUUUCAUAUAGAUAUAUAAUUUUUUUUAAAUUUUUAUUAUUAUUUAAAAAAAAUUUAUUUAAUUUAAAUUACUUAUUAUUUAUAUUUUAUAAUAAUAUAUAUAUACAAUAUAUAUAGUUAUUAUAUAUAUUAUAUAUAUACGUGUGUAAUUUAAUUAUAAGUGUAUUUUUAUAUUAAUAUAAGUACAUAUUAAUAUAAAAAUAUACUUAGUAUGGCAUUAUAUAUAUGAUAUAUAGACAUAUAUUAUAUAGAUAUAAUAUAUGUCUAUAUAUCAUAUUUAUACAUAUAUAAUUAUUAUUAUUUUUUUAUUACCAUUAACUUUAUUUUUUUAAUUGAUUUUACAGUUGCAGGGAGACUGCCUGUCAGCACAGACAGUCCCCCUGCAGGCAGCACUAUUGACACCUAUUGUGACCAUGUGAUCGCUGUGUUAAGCGAUCACAUGGCCACAGGGGUCCUAAUCUGCCGUGGGGAGACUGUCUGGGCUGCAGGCAGUCUCCCCACAACCGGUGGAACACUGAUCGCCGCCGGGGGAACGACGGCGAUCAGGUAAGUACCCCCAGACCGUUUGGACGGUUCAGGACCGUCAUCGGUCGGCAAGGCAAAAAUGCCGAUGACGGUCCUGAACCGUCCUCGGUCCUUAAGGGGUUAAACUCAAUUUGUCCAAAACAGAACUUCUUGUGUUUCCUUCCUCAAGUGUUGCUACUCCCAUUUCUGUCUCCCUCCAUGUUAAUGGUGCUACCAUCAGCUCCACCACGCAGGCUUGCUGCCUAGGUGUUCUCUUUGACCCCUCCUUCACCCCUCAUGUCCAGUCUAUCGACAAAUUCUGCUGCUUCCAUGUCAAAAAUAUUGCGCGUAUCCGCCCCUACUUAACGGCAGAUGCAGCUAUGGUGCUGGUCCAUGCCACUGUACUCUCUCGUCUUGACUACUGCAAUCCGCUUCUCAGUGGUCUUAUUUGCUCCCAACUUGCCCUAUUGCAAUCUAUAAUGAAUGCAGCGGCGAGGCUCAUCUUCCUGUCCUCUCCACCUACCAUGCCUCACCCCUCGGUCAGUCCCAGCAUUGGCUUCCCAUAAGAUAUUCUGGUUCUUGCUUUCAAAUCUCUACAUAAUGCUACUCCAACCUACCUAUCCUCCCUAAUACACAAGUUUGUUCCGUCUAGGCCUCUACGCUCUGCUGAAGACCUGCAUCUAUCCUCUGUUCAUACUCCCACCACAACUUCUCUAGGACUGCAGUGUUCCUGUGGAACUCCCUUCCUUUUUCCGUUCCCAGUCUCCACUCCUUCAAAAAAAUCAUUAAAAACUCACUUUUUCACAAAAGCAUAUCAAUUAAACUGUUAAUGGCUUAAUGAAAAAACACAAUAAGUCUUCACCGAAUACUAUUCUACCAAUCUACUUUCCUAAUACUUCCCUUACCUUUUGUGUCACUUUACCCAGCACCUUCUAGCAUGUAAGCGCAUUGAGCCUUGCCCUCAACCCCUCUGUUUCUGUGCGUCAAACUUGUCUGGUUACAAUUACAUGUUUGUUAGUCCACCCAUUGUAAAGCGCUGCGGAAUUUGUUGGCGCUAUAUAAAUAUAAUAAUAAUACUUGUAUUUUAUUAUUUUUGCACUAGUUUUUAUUAGAUUUUAAUGAGUAAUUUAUAAAACGUGAAAAAUAUGGGUUUAUUUCCACCAUGGAAUUUCUAUUUAACUCCCAAUCUGUAAGAAAGGUACAGAUCAGAUUGCUGAACAUUAUGUUUUCAUAACAGUCUUUAAAGGAUGUAAUGGUACAUGCCUUUUGGAUUAUAAAGGAAUUGUGAGCAGUGCUGCAACACGUCUGCAGCAUUUCAUUAGUGUGUUAGGAAAUGUACCUUGGUGUUCAGAACAAACGCAGGAAUUGAUGCUUUGAGGAAAGCUCUAACUGUGAAUGAUAAUUGCUGCUUGGACUGGCCACUAAUUGAAGCCUUAGUGGAUACAUAACUUUCCCAGGGCAGAAGUAAAAAAAAAGGCCAAAAGACUGUCUUUAGGGCAACAAUGGGAAUUGCAGGGACCUCUGAGAUCAGAAUGUAAAGGGCUUCCUGUAGAAAACUAUUUAUAAUUAAUAUCAUAGAAUGUCCGCAAAAAAAAAAAAAAUCCAGCCACAAUUGUUCAAAGCUAGUGUGAACUAGUGAAGAAUAAUUGGAGCGCGUUAUAUAACAGUGUAAUAAGUCUAGCUUGUUAUUAAAGGGCACUCUAUGCAACAGUUUAGAAUACUCUGUAUGUUUCCUAGAUUAUCCGGGUGCCAUCUGCAGUGUAAUACCAAACUUAUUAGAAGCAGUGUAACAGAAAAUAAGGAAAUACAAUACUGUACACUUCGAUGGGGAUUAUUUAUCUAGCUGGUAAUUCGGGAGAAUUGACCAGAAAAUUGCACAUUUUACAUGUAACUGGGGUGGAACAAAUGUUGAAUUGAAGGUGUCUUUUUUCCUAAUUCUUUGUUUCUGACAUACAUUUGCAUUUUUUUUUUUUUAUCAUUCUCAACUAUUACCAUAACCAGGGCCGGCGCUACCUGUAAGGCGGACUAGCCAGGAGCGCGGGCCCCGCUCAUGCUGCAGCCGCCCGAGCGCUCUGUAGAGAGCCUCGGGCGGCUGCAGCUUUUCCCAGGCGGUGCGUCCAUGAGGGCGGACCGCACCGCCCGGGCGCAGCCUGAGGAGAGGCUGACAGGAGGGAAGCGCUCAGCACUCCCUCCUGUCACUCCCUCUAUCUGGCGUGGCCGAGCCCUGUAUAGUCCGCGGGUACAGGGAGCAGCAGUGUGUGCACUUCCUGUUAGUCCGGCCGGGUACAGGAGACAGCUGCUCUCUGUACCUGCCGACUAUACUGGGCUCGGCCACGCUACUAGGGGAGGGGAGGUAGAGGGAGGGGGGAAAGAAGAAAGAGGGAGGGAGGGGGAGAAAAGGAAAAACAGGAGGGAAGGGGAAAGAAGAAAAGCAGGAGAGGGAGGGAGGGGAGGGAGAGAAGGAAACUAACAGGGAGGGGGAGAAAAAAAACUAACAGGGAGGGGGGGGAGAAAGAAACUAACAGGGAGGGGGGAGAAAGAAACUAACAGGGAGGUGGGGGAAAGAAACUAACAGGGAGGUGGGGGAAAGAAACUAACAGGGGAGGUGGGGGGAAGAAACUAAGGGGGGAACUAACAGGGAGGGAGGAGACAUUGACAGGGAGGGGAAUUGACGGGGAGAGAGAAAUUGACAGGGAGGGGGAGUGACAGGGGAGGGAGGGGGAAUGAGAGUAACAAGGGAGGGGGGGAGAAGAGAGUGACAAGGGAGGGGGGAGAGAUUGACAUCCAUCACACACACACACACACACACACACACAAUCACACCAAAUGCACCCCUUACACACAAAGACAAUGAACCCCUUGCACACAGAAAAACACACAAUGCAUUACACACACACACGCAAUGCAACCCUUACACACAAUGCAUCCCUUACACACACAGAAACACACAAUGCAUUCCUUACACACACUCAAUGCACCCCUUAAACACACUCAAAGCACCCCUUACAGACUCACACACUUCAUCCCUUACAUCCCUUACACAUACAAACACAGAUUCACACAAUGCAUUCCUUACACACAAAUCAGGACAUCCCCUACACACUCUACCCCCUGUGAACAAACUCAUUGGUGGAACAUGAAGGUGGACCCUGGGACCCAGACCUUGAGCUGUGUAAAGGGCCCCCAAAAAAUGGAGCUGCUUCUCGUUCUCCCAGAACAUUGAUUUUUGUGACCACAGUUACAAACAGCCUCCAGAGAUCCUGUUAUACACCAGACCAGUGGAGCCAGACUGCAGCUAGAGCCCAUCAUCAUCCUCAUCUGCUUGUAAGUAGGUAAUCUAGUAUAUUAUUCGUGGCACUAAUCUCUAAUUUACCUCACAUUAAAGAAACACUAUAGUCCCCAGAACCACAGCAGCUUAAUGUAGUGGUCCUGGUGUCUAUAGCCUGUCCCUGCAGGCCUUUUAAUGUAAACACAGCGGCACUGCAGCACUAGCGUUAGUUAACAUGGCAGGUCAUAUGGGUGGGGCAUUGUGAUGUCACGGGGGGGAGGGGGGCGGCAAACUUUACUUUUGCCUAGGGCGGCAAAAAUCCUUGCACCGGCCCUGACCAUAACAGUAAAAAAAUUAAAAAACUGUUCAUUUGUAAUGUAAUUAAUUUUUUUCCACUUUUCCUUCUCAGUGAAACAUAAUAAUAAGCUAGGCGGCAGUUCACUCGGUUUUUAAUACAUUGUGUAAAACAGUGGUUCCCAUCCCAGUCCCCCAGACAACCAACAACUGUCCAGGUUUUGGUCGUCAUCCCCGUUAGAACAUAAAUGGAAAAUGACAAAAUCCCAGACUGUACAUUGUUGACAGCAUAACGCACUGUAACCUCACUUAUAUUAACCUACACAUUAAAGUCAACAUAUGUUGGUGUCAGAGAAGACAAUUUGAGCCUAAAGCCCAAAGUGUCUGUUUGUGAACAGUUGAAUUGACGACAAAGUUGAAAGACACGUAUUUCUAAAGAGUCACUCAGAGGACAUGCUCGUCACAUUCCUUCCAGCAAAGAGCAAGCACACAUUGGCGAGGGGAUGCAGGGCGUCACACAGUCUACCUUAGUGAAUGGUGACGGGGGGUGGGCAAUGGAACCUGGCAACUAUUAACCAAUCACGCACCUCACAUGGAUCAGGGGUACAAGUGAUGGCAAGCAGGUCUGUCAAUGUCAAAGCAUGAAUCUGCAUUAGAGCAGAUCGUAAUGAAACAGACUUACUCCCUGCUAUUUUAAAUGUUUAUUCCUCGUCCUUGUUAGGUUUGCACAAAUUAUUAUAUAGUAAAAUAAUAGCAAAUGUAUUGAAGACCCUUGAUCUUUAUGCAGACAAGAAAUGUAAUUGCUGCAUCAUUUAUUGUCAAAUAAUGUGACUCGGAAUAGUGUUAUUGUUUCAAAUAAAUUUAUUAUCAGUUUUAAUGAAAAAUGAAAUAUUAAUGUAUUUUUUACCCCCAAUUUAAUGACUUGGUUACAAUUUAACACAUGAAUUGUCAUAAUAAGUCUUGUAGCAAGAAUCACUCAAAGGUAUCAUUUACGAUGCACCAGGGUUGCUGGAAGGGAAUUAUGGGUAAUGUAGUAGAGCAGCUGGAAUGCUAGCUUUGGAAGUAUGUUCCAUGUCAUUCAGUUUGCAAUUCAAAAAAGAUUAGUCAGUAGAAACCCUAUGUCCAAAAGGUCAAAGAAAAACUAUUGUUACCAGAAGCAACACGCUAAGGGGCAGUGCAGGGCAUAUCAAAUAAUGCAGGUAAAGACGUAGAUGUGGUGUACCAUAAACCAGGAAGAGCACUGCAGAGUUUUAUCUGCAAAACAGGGAAUUAGGGACUUGCUAAACAAAUUGCAAAACUGAGGCCAAAGUAGAGAUGGAUUUUUUUUAGAAAAAGUGCCAAUUUAGUUAUCCGAUUAUCUCGCUGUGCUGUGUAGUUAAUCAGUCCCACUCGUCAAGAACCAUAGAACAAAUCUGUAUAUAUAUGCUACAUUCCCAUCUGGGUAAUGAAGCAUGCAUCUCUCUCUCUCUCUUUAAUACUAUCUUCCUUCCCUUUUCAUUUUCCUGUUAUUCACGGCAAAUACUUUAUCUAAUUUAAAUUUCUUGUACAACAUUGCUUCACAAAAAGCCCAUCAAGAUGUCGCACUCUGCUUUUUAUUAGCAGCCGAAUUUGUUUUAAUUCACUGGGUGUUAAGAUUGUUCUAAUUCUCUACUAAUUGGUGCCUUCGUUAUUUGCAAGGCUAUUACAGUGCAUUUUAAUCGUCUUUUAAUUUCUUCUUGACUAAAUUCUAAUUUUAUUGCAGCCUUUUUUCUACCGCCCCCAUUCCUGACCAUUUGUAAGCCGAAAUUCUGUCUCACUUUUUGUAUCUUUAAUGAAGAAAAUGUACUAAUAUACAUGCACAAGAAAAUGUCCAGGUAAAAAAUGAUCUGGAGAAAUGAUCUAAAUCAGCUAUGCUUCCAGUUUGGCUACUUUAGUCUGAAAUUCAAUUUGAAUUCUCAUAUUAGUGAAUAACCCAGUGAGAUAGACUUAUAUGAUACAAAUGCAGCUGAUUCACAGACAGAUAUGCAGGCACACAGCCAUAGCCAGAUAUACGUAGUCAGACAGGUAGACAGAAAGACAGUCGGACACAUAGAUCAUCGCGAACAAUGUUUGCAUUGUUACUAGAAUAUCAUUAGUUACUAACAUAUUUGCUAUGUAUUACUAUUUUUGAUUUUCAGUUUAGCCCUGAUAUAUUAUUAUUAUUAUUAUUAUUGUUGGUCUCUCUGUAUUCUGACAAGCUGUCUGACACUUCUUUCCAUAUAAAAGCAGACAGAAUAUCGAUUGGAUCACAGUUUUGAAAGGGUGAUGGCUGAUGACAUACUCAGAUUAAUGUGUUGAGUUUAUAAUCUGCUUUCCAGUAUAAAACAAUUCAUUUCAUUGUGAAAUACCGUUCCCUUGUAGCUGCUGUCCCACACUUAAUUUAAACAAAUAGGCUGAGGACAAAACAUAAAGGGCUACUGUCAUGCCCCAAAUAACGUAUGCUUAUUAGAUUGAGAAUAAGAUUUUAUCUCUGCAUUGUGCAAAUGUAUAGGUCCAAAAUAGUUUUUUCUGCUAGCUGUCAGUCAAUGACUCAUUGGGCCGAGGCAUUGGUUGAAAAGGGAGAGCAGAAAAGAUCACCCACGGGAAGUCCCUGUGCUCUCCUCCCAUAGCAACCACAGCACAUGAGCUGUGGUUGCUAUGGAAACUCCCUCGCCGGUGCUUUUAGCGCCCCCCCAGGGAAUCCAAACACCAUAACCACUAAAGUGAACUGUAGUGGUUAUGAUAUCAGGAGAGACCUAGCACCCCCCAUUGUAAGUCAUUGACCCAUUUUCUAAUGGAUCGUCAUUUUACCUAUGGUCCACUGGGAACUGCCUCCCCGCCUCUUCUCUACUGGUCUAAGAGCUGGAAACUCUCUGCCGGAGCAAAGCUCUGUGGUGCUGGGCUUAGCUCAUUUGCUGAUUACAACCUCAGCCAAAGAGUUGGCCCUGCACUGCAAGUCAGGAGAGCUAACAGAAUCUUUUAUCAGUAGCUUCAGCCAUCGAGAGUGGAAGAGAAGAGGUGGGGAGCGACCCAGCUGUGUGAGUCAGGGAAUGUGUGACUAGGGCUACAUAAACAAAGUGAUCUAACUCCUAAAUGGCAAUGAAUUGAUAGUGCAGGGGCAUGAUCUAUACACCAAAACUGCUUCACUAAGCUAAAGAUGUUUUGGUGCUUAGUGUAUCUUUAAAGGGAAACUAAAGUCACCCCAGACUACUUCAGCUCAUUGAAGUGGUCUGAGUGCAGUAUCCCUGUCCCCCUUAGUCCUGCAAUGUAAAUCAUUGCAGGUUUUGAGAAACUGCAAUAAUUACAUUGCAGGACUAAGACUGCAUCUAGUGGUUGGCACUAGAGGCACUUCCUAAACACUAACAUACUUUGGUCCCCUACAUAACGCUAGACGUCCUUACGCUUUGCAUGAGAAAAUAUAGCGGCAGUAGAAUCACUGUAGGAAAGCACUGAGGCAAUGCUUUCUUAUAGGGGUAGUGGGGGCACAUGCACAUUAGCCUCCUACCCUGUUUGAUGACGUUGGUUGAGACGGAACGCUGAUCGCUGGAAUCGGGCAAGUUACUAAAGGAUUUUUUUAAUCCUUGAGCUGCAAGGGGGGACCAGGGUUCUCUAUAGGGUAACGAAUACAGAUUUGUAUUCCUAACACUAUAGAAUCCCUUUUAAGUAACAUCUUUACAAAAUAGCAAUGUUUCAGGUCAACGGGGCACUUAAUUAGGCUCUAUGGUGUUGGCAUUAAACAUUAGCAUGACAUGUUAUAUUGGAUAUCUUCUGGAGUGGAACCUAAAACAGUUUUCAAACUCGUACUGACAGAGUACAAAAACUAGUAUAGCUUAACGGUACAUGUGAAAGAGAGCAUUCAAUUUGUGCACAGUGUGUUUCAUGGCUUUAAUUCUGCAAAUUUUUAUUGCACUUGGCAUUCAGACACAGAUAUCCAUUGGCUAUACAUUGUAUUGUUCAAUACCUGACAAUCUGCUUAAUGAAUUAAUGCAUUAUCCUUUGUAAUACCUGCUACAUAAUCAAUAGAAAACAGGUGUUCAGAUGCAAUAUAUAUUUUUAACCAAAAUUUAAAAAAACAAAGACAUAUAAACGCCAAGUCCUACUGAUUACUUACCAAUAAUCGGUUAUCUGUAUCGAGAAAUUCAACCAUCUAAUUUUACUUCACAUUAUUUAAAAUAAAACCGAGCGAAAUAAAAUAAAAUAAAUUGAAAAGAUAAUCUAUCCGGCUCAUAGAACACAAUGUUUUUAAGUUGGUAAAUGCAAUUCAAUUUAUUUGUUUCUUUUUCUCUGCAGGGGAAGAUCUGUUGUUGAUGCAAAAUGAAACUGACUUUAAUCACAAUGAAAAUCACAUCACAAGCGGCAUAUACUCCCAGGCAUUCACCUGGAAAAAACAUAUCUGUGCUUCACACACAAUACUUUAUUUUAUCUCUGGAAUAACCUCUCUAUUAGUUUAUUACCAGAUACCGUAGAUUGGAACUAGUGGUGUCUUAACAAACCUCUAAAGGGGGGAACAAUCAUAAAAAAUAACUUUGAUAUGUUGUAGGGUACAUUAAUAUAUGUUACUUUGCAAUGUUGAAAGCCAUUUUAAUUUAAUUAUUUUUCUAUAUAGUUUUAUUGUUAGCAGCUUAUUUUAAAACUUGUGCUCAGUCAGACAAUUUGAUUCAGCCAAAAGAUUUCUUUCCAAAAAAAAAUAAAUAAAAAAAAUUCAGGACAGGCAAAUAUCAGCCAAAUGUCGGUUCAGCAGGGCAGAAUUUUUGUUAUCGAAAACCUGGUUUGGGAAAUGCAUCAGACAAACCAAAAGGGGCAAUCAGUGCACUGCAAAACAUCAAGUGAGAAAAAGUACCCAAUAGAGAGUAAAGCAUCAGGAGCAAUCACAAUAAUAAUCUACAUUUGUUAAAUAUAUAAUAUAUAAAUAUUUUUAUUUCUCCUCCAUUUCUUCACUCUGUUGGUCAUUUUCUCUGUGAUUACAAUCAACAUUGAGUGACUGUCGACUAGCCACCAAUCAUCUUUUUUUGCCAUCAGUUACCUUUUUUUUGUUGGCGCCUGGGCAAAAUUCUGAAUCAGAAAUCAAAAUGAAAACGCUAGCCCAUUGCGUGUUUGGUUUGGUUUGUAAUUCGGCUACAUUUUGGCUUGGAGUUCAGGUAUUCAGGUGAUCAGGUGAUCGGAUGUAACGAAUCUCCAAGUCUACUUAUUCUGUAGCAUAGUUAUUUAACCCUUUAGUGACCAGACCAGACCGUUUUUCAAUUUUCUUACCGUUAAGGUCCAGGGCUGUUUUUACAUUUCUGCUGUGUUUGUGUUUAGCAGUAAUUUUCACUUACUGUACCCACACAUAUUAUAUACCGUUUUUUUGCCAUUAAAUUGUAUUAUUUUCAUCAUAUCAUAUAAUUGAGUAUAUAAAAAAAUAUAAAAUAGGAUGAAAAAUUUUAAGAAAACACACUUUUUCUAACUUUGACCCCCAAAAUCUGUUACGCAUCUACAACCGCCAAAAAACACCCGUGCUAAAUCGUUUCUAAAUGUUGUCCUGAGUUUAGAAAUACUGAAUGUUAACAUGUUCUUAGCUUUUUUUUGCAAGGUAUAGGGCUAUAAGUACAAGUAGGACAUUGCUGUUUCAAAAUAUAUAUUUUUAAAAUUUAUCAAUAGUGACAUUGUAACACUGUUAUCUGUCAUAAAUCUCUGAAUCACACCUCACAUGUACAUAUUUUUUUAAAGUAGACAACCCUACUUACCCUAUUCAAUAUGGGUAAUGUCCAGUCUUUUUUAGUAGCCAUUUAGUCACAAACACUGGCCAAAGUUAGCAUUUAUAUUUGUUUGUAUGUGAAAAAUGCAAAAUCAAUUAUGAACGCUAACUUUGGCCAGUAUUGUGACUCAGUGGCUACUAAAAAAGACUGAACAUGCCCCAUUUGCAAUAACUUGGGUUGUCUUCUUUUGCAAAUGGUGUGCCAGCAUGGGGGAAAUUCUCAUUCCUGGGCUACCAUACACUCUCAAAGGCAACAUAUGUGAUAAAAACGGAAAAUCAAGCAUUAUAUUUGACCCUGUAACUUUCAAAAACACUAUAUAACCUGUACAUUGGGGGUACUGUUAUACUCAGGAGACUUUGCUGAACACAAAUAUUAGUGUUUCAAAACAGUAAAACGUUUCACAACAAUGAUAUCAUCAGUGAUAUAAUUUGAAAAAUGCAAAAAAUGUCACUUUCACUAACAAUAUCAUUCCUGUGAUAUGUUUUACUGUUUUCAAAAACUAAUAUUUGUGUUCAGCGAAGUCAUCCGAGUAAAAUAGUACCCCCCAUGUACAGGUUUUAGGGUGUCAUGGAAAGUUACAGGGUUAAAUACAGUGCUAGCGGAUUAAAUUCUCUGGACUUUCGGCCUGGGUUGUCAGGCAGGUCCCUCAAAUUACAAUCAAUAAAAUGACUUAAUUAGGUAAAAAUAUUACAUAAAUAUGCACGUAGAAUUUAAAUAUAUAAACAUAUUUAUAUAUUUGAAGUCUACGUGUAUAUUUAUGAAAUUAUUUAUAUAAUUAUGUGUAUGUAUAUAUAUAUAUAUAUAUAUAUGUUUCGUUUUAUUUAUUUAUAUAUAUAUAUAUAUAUAUAAAAUUUAAUUUAAUUCUAAGUGUAUUUUGAUAUAAAUAUAUAAUUUAAUUUUAACUUUAAAAUACAGUUAGAAUAAAAUUACAUAUAUAUAAUUUUUUUAUUAUUUUUAUUUACUUAUUAUUUAUAUUUUAUAAUAAUAUAUAUAUAUAUAUAUAUAAAAAAAAUAUAUAUAUAUAUAUAUAUAUAUAUAGUUAUAUGUGUGUAAUUUAAUUAUAAGUGUAUUUCUAUAAAAAUAUAUUAAUAAAAAAAUACACUUAGAAUGACAUUUUAUAUAUAUAUAUAUUUGUAUUUAUUUUUUAUUUAUUUUUAUUUAUUUUUUAUUUACUAACCUUUGUUUUAAUUUUAUAGCAGCAGGGAGACUGCCUGUCAGUACUAGGUACAUCUGUGGUCCCUAAGGACCAUUUUUUAUUGGACGUACCUAGUACGUCCGCGGUCCUUAAGGGGUUAAAAGAACACUUCAAGCACCAUAAUCACUACAGUGAGCUUUAGGGUUUAAAGGGACUCUAUAGGCACCCAGACCACUUCACAUCAAUUAAAUGGUCUGGGUGCCAUGUCCCCCCUGCUUUUAAACCCUGCAGCUGAAAAUAUUGCCGAUCUGUGGGAAUGCAAUGCUUUCACUGCAUGGUUAACCUGCCUCUAGUGGCUAUCAUACUGACAGCCAUGAGAGCCACUUCCAUGAAAUAAGAGAGUAAAGCAAUUUCAAUCAGAUGGUCUCUAAGAAACAUUGGUGCCCAAAACAUAUGAAAUGCUAAAUAUACUGUCAGGGUUUUUCACUGAAUUUCAUAUUUUGAACAAACUGAGACAAGAAUUGCUGAGUCUGCAAUUAUUAUCCAACUCAGCCAUAAUCAUAAUGCGGCUUUUAUUGCAUCAGUUGUGCCUUUCAGGUUUAAUUUGCCAAAUUAGUAUUUUAGUGAAUAACGCUGUGUAUAUUAAAUAAAAAGAUUUAAUGCAAUGUUUUAGAAUUACUAUUUUUUGCCUUUAUUAAUUUUUUCUGCCUUUUGCUAGGAUUUUUAUAUUUGAUGCCAGGCUAUUUCAUGAAGGCUCCUAGGAAUCUUUUGAUCAUUUAGUCGUGAUUCACGUCCCUCGUGUGACUCGCUGCUUUUCCAUGGCCAUUACCAGACUGGCUAUUUUUACUGCUAGUAACAGCAUGUUCUAUAUUUAGCUUAUUUAACUCUGUGAUUGAUCUUCUUUGAAAAAAAUCUAUACUCAGUCACUGUCUACGCAUAAUGUUAACAGACCUAUCAAUAGAGGGACGUUUCUUGUUUGAUAUAUGUUUACAGCAAUUACUAAGCUUAUCAUUAAUAAUAAAUAGUUAUAAAAAAAAGGGACAAAAAAGAUAUAUAGCUUUUCUAUAAAAAAAAAAAAAAAAAUCUCAUCAGCUCUCCCUUAGCCUGCAGUAAAUUCCCCUUUUAAAGUGUAAAGUGAACGUCAACAAAGCAAGCCAAGGAAAAAGAAAUAGAAACCUUAACCUAUUCUUUAAAUAGUAUGUAAAAAAAAAGCUCUUCUGUUAGAGAAGAAAAAUACACACUGUCACACUGUUACUUCUCUUAGCUUUCUCAGUAGCUUCGUUCAUGACUUUUAGGAUGAAAACUACUGCCAAGUGCUGAAUGAUGUAACCGAAAUCCACACUAGUCAGGAAUGUUUGGCAUCUGCUCAGCACUCGAUGUACGUAAUGGAUGGAGUAGAAUUGGCUGAUAUGUUUUAGCUUCCUGGUUCAUGUGCUCUUCAAAGGAAGAAUAUUACUACUACUAUUAUUAUUAUUGGUAUUUACAUAGCGCCAACAUAUUCCGCAGACCUUUACAAUAUUAUGGAAGGGGAAAAUUUAACAAUAAAUAAGACAAUUACAAAAUCAUACAGAAACAAGAGGUUGAUCAGGAUUCUGCUUGGACGAGCUUAUAAUUUAGAGGAGUGGAAUAUAAGGACACAUUAGGGAGCACAACAAGGGGGACAAUAAACAAACAAGGUGGGAAACUAACAGAACUGGAGGUGAGAGUCUAAUGUGGCUCUUUAGAAGAGAGCCAGAGACAGAUUUGUGACAGAAGUUACUUUGUGAGGCCAUAAGCAUUUCUAAACAGAUGGGUUUUGAGAAGAGAUGUGCAUGGGCAAAAAAUUUGGUUUGGCUAGGCACUUCCGAAAUUCGGGACUUCGGCAAUUCGGCACUUCAGAAAUUUGGGAAUUCGGGGUAGGGUUAGAGUUGGGGUUAGGGGUAGAGUUAGGGGUAGGGUUAGGGUUAGAUUCCUGUCAUUAUUCCCAUAAUUUUCCCUCCCACUCUUGGUUUGCCACUUUUCAGAAAUCCUAAGCACUUCAGCACUCCCGAAAUCGGAUGGUUCGGUACGGCAUCCGAAUGUCCGAAUUUACAUUCGGAACGAAGCGAAUUGCACAUGUCUAGUUUUGAGGCAUUUCUUAAACGAUUGAAAACUAGGGGAGAGUAUUUUUAUAUUAUUUUUAUUUAUUGCAUUGUUUUAAUGCAUUAUCUAAAUCAAGCAUUAGAAAUAACAAUAAAUGUAAAAAUGCUAAAUAAUAAAAAUAGUAAGUAAUGAUGGGGGGGGGGGGGUCUUGCUUGAAGUUUAUGCACAGGGUGACCGAAGCCCCGGGGCUGUCCAUGCUCUUAUCCUGUCUAAUUAUUUCAUACUGAUGUCCGUUGCCAAAGUUUAUUUUAAACCUGAGCUGCCUCAUACUAUAAAUCUCAGUCAUAUGUUUUCAUUUCAAGGUUUAGCAUAACCUGGAGGAGCUUGCGCCCAUAAUAUCUUCAGAUAACUGACAGAUUGCAACCUGUACUGUGAUAUGUUUCAUUAGGGCUGCCUUUGUUGGGCACCGGUACUAUACAGUGUUAUACUAGAUAUAUAGGAAACUAUGCUAGACAGGUUUACAGAUUUUGACAUGUAGGAGCAAGAGUCAUGAGGGUCCUUCUGUGAACAAGUUAAAAUAAUGAGGUCUUUUGAUAUCUCCAGGCAAAACCUUGUAUAAUUUCUUACCAACUGAGGAUCAUGAUGAUCAUAAUAAUGCUAAUCAUUGCAUUACCUUUAAAUUAUCUUCUUAUUUCAGAUGUUUGUAUUGUUGAAGUGGUUUGAUGUGGUUUAAGGACCCGCCAGUUCCCUUUAUUCUAACAUUCCAUAAUACUUUAGUUUAUCCCUACAUCUAUGGGACAGUGUUUCAAUGAUCAGUAUUAGUGAUUGAUCUUACUUUAACAGAUACCUAGAUCUUUAUGAGUACUUGAUCUAGAACAUACUUUAUUAGGGAGUGAAAGUGGCGUAGUAUGUAUAACUUGUUUUUUCAAAUGGCUUCAAAAUCUAUUCCAUUUAUCACAACUCACUGGCCUUUUCAGUAAGGUCUACAGCUAGGUUAGGCAAUCUAUGGCACUCCAGAUGUUGUGGACUACAUCUACCAUAAUGUUCUUACAGCCAUAAUAAGGGCAAAGCAUCAGGAGAGAUGUAGAAGAAAAUUGCAGAGUACCAUAGGUUGUCUACCCCUGGUGUAGAGUGUAUUGAUUCAAGUUAUGGGUCUAUUCACAUUUGUAAUUUUGGUUGUUUCUCUGUAGUCUUUGACACCACUUCUCAGUGAUCCACGAUUAACUUAUUCUCCGGGUAUUAUGAAUUUCAGAAAGUCCAAGUUAAAAAUUUUAUGAUAUUUAUCAAUAAUAAUAUUUUUAAUUACAGCCUACAAGAGCCUUGAUAGUUAGUUUCUCUGCAUGUCUGUUCAUCGUGAUUUUGCUGGGUUGUUCUGAUUAAUGGAGAUUGUAUAAUAGUUUUUACUAUUUUAUUUUUUUCUUUACAUUUCUGAGGAUUUCCCCUUUUGAGAUCAACCCUGUCUUUCAUUUCAUGUGCAACUGCAGUUUUGUUGGCUAUAGUCUAGAGGUCUAGGCUGGUUAUUAGGUGUCCUUUAGUUGGCAUUCUUAGUAAUUAUCGGUGUGUAUGUUGGGUGUGUGUUAGACCGGACUAUUUCAUCCCUAAAACUUUGUCUUUUAAACUAUCAAAACUAUUGAAUGGCAUAUGAAGGGCAUUACUUUGUCUAAUUAGAAUUAGCCACGAUCUCCUGUUGAUUAAUACCCAUUUUCUCUUACAUUUCUGCUCUCUCUGGCCUGCUACUCUUACAGAUUGGUCUUCAAAGUACAUUGUUUCAAUCAGCUCAGUUUGGUUAUUAUUCCAUAUAGCUGCCAUCCACCUCUGUCCCUUCCAUUACAUGUUUAGCUUAGGUGCUACCUUUUAGUUAAUUAUACAAUGGGGUGGUCAGGAAUAAGGAAAUAUAUUUCCAUACUUAUGAUAAUAUCCUUUUCUUUAUCAAUGACCACAGCAGUAUUAUGUCCCCAGCAUACAAGAUGAUCAAUAAACAUCCCAUCCUAUGCACGUCAGAGUCUUAGUUUGUUACCUAUUCUAUUUCUGUACCGUAGAGGGUAUCCAUUAAUUCAAGCUGCCAUGGUUAUUGAUCAGAAAAAAUAGAUUUGAAUAAAGAAAGUAUGGAAACAAUUUUUGGAGUAUUAUAUCUUAAAUAUUAAAAAAAAUACAAAAGAUUAUAGCAUUUUUUGAAAUUAGUCAACUUUGAAAGUCUUGUGUAUUGGGCCAAUAAUCAUAGCUAACUGUUUUUUUUCAAUAAUCGCAGUUUUUAACAAAAGCCCUAUUUACUGCAAUUUAAAAUGAUUUUAUAUCAUUCAGAAGCUCAGAAGAUGUCACGUUUUACUGUAUAUUUCUACUGUUUUCUAAAAAUACCAGUUAAAUGAUAUCCAUAAGAGUGGUGCCUUUUCCUAUAUGAUCAAACUAUGUAAGUCUAUUUUAUUUUUGUACUGUAAAGUAAAUACAAAAUAAGUGGAGCACUUUCAAAUAAUAAAUAUUGUAGCAAUGCAUGUACGCGAAGAACACUGCCAACAAUUUACUCCGCAAAAGAAUAAAAGAUAGCCCCAAUCUUGUUUCUUUAUGUUCAAAUACAACAUGUAAAAUCACAGAACAUAAAGCAUAUAAUAGAUCUAUUACAUCUAAUUACCAGUGAAAUUUGUAUUAAAUGGACAUUGUGUCUGAAGAGUUACGUGUCAUGUUCUUUUCUGUGUUCAUUGCACUUGGGAUUUGCAUUACAAACGUCGACAAACCUAAUUGUGGCCAUUUACUAUCCUUUUAUCAUAUAUGUUGUUACCGGUGUUUUCUGUGAUUAUACAGAGAUAUUAGGUUUAUUACUUGAUAACACUCCACUUAUUUUGUAUUUAUUUUUUAGCGGUUUAGACGGGAAUAGUUAACUAAAGUAUUUUAUUUAACCAUAGUGUUGAUUCGGUCUCGUGUGUGAUCGCAAUUUAUUAUUUUUAUUUCAUUUUUCUCCUCCGGCUGUCAAUUUUCCAAUAGUGCAGUAUGUUUAAAUAUCUCAGAUGUUCAAGUGCAUAAGAAAAGUAAAAAAAACAAACAAAAAAAAAAAAUCUUCAUCCAUGUCAGGAAGCUAUUUGUAAUUUCUAUUUAUUUUUUCACAUAUCGGUACAUUUUCUGUUUUCUUUUAUUUCUUCUGAUCUUUGAUAUCCCAUAUUACACAGUGUUUUCCUUGGUUGUACCUUAGGUUUUCUAAAAAACAAUAAUACCUUAUGUUUUAUAUUUUGACUUUUUUUUUGUUUUGUUUUAUAUAUGAAUAUCCUUGCGUGAAAAAUACGAAAUUUGAAAAUGGAAAAAACAAAACAAUGUUUAACAGAAAAUGUAUCUAAAUAGUUUUUUAUUCUUAAAUUGUUAAAUUCCUGUUCCCUCACAUAUGAUAUGGAUACAUAUCAUAAGGCUAUGGUUCUGAAAAGGUUUAUUUUGAUAGCUCUUUAUUGCGCGUUAGCAUUUACAAAGGAUACAUAGCCUUUUUGGGAACUAAUUUUGGGACUAGUUACACCAUAUCCCAUUCCAGCGUCAUCCAAUGCUACUGCCAUAAGCAACAUAUUCACUAUAGCUCUUCACCUACUGUUCCAUUGUGUCAUAAAUGUUUUGUUAGAAUUAAAUGUUUGUGUGGUUCACUAUUGUAUAGCACUGCAGAAUAUAUUGGGACUAUAUCAAUAAUUGUAAUUAUAUCGUUUAGUAUAGUGGCUAUUCUGCCAAGUGUGUUUGGGAACAGUCUACCAUUUUUUUUGUCAAGUUUGUGGCCUCUGUAUGCCGCAAUAACCCUGGAUUUAUCAAAUCGAUCUCCAUAUAUAGCCAGUUAGUUAGACUGUAAUAGUUAUAUCAGUUUUAACUUUUAGUAUGGGUCCUGUGUGUUCAAAAAUGACUCAUUCUUCUAAAAGAGUCCAUUGUACAGCCCUACAGAAUUUGCUGGAGCUAUAUAAAUAAUAAAAUAAUAAUAAUAUUAAUAAUAAAAUGUUUUAUUUGUACUGUACAAGGUCAUUUUCUAUAUAACCGUCAAUAACUAUUUUGACACAUGGCAACAAAGUCCAAACAAAUAAGAUGGUGAACUCUAGAGGACAUACAUUAUUAUUAAACCCAUGAACUGUAGAUGGUUGCUAGAUUUCCUCUUUUUAUAAUGGGAUAUAACUUUAGAAGCAUCAUACAAACUUGGUCUGCAGGUGAUGUAACUCUACAACAGCUCGGGAUCUUCUUUCUAGAUCUGUCUCUUGUGGGGAAUAUUAAAUUAAAACAUACGGCCAAUCAUAUAUCAUAGGAUAGUGCUUAAAUCUGUUUAUAAAGUAUAUCUCCGUUCUAGUACCCUUCCACUGGCAAAACCAAUGAAGGAGUAAUGCAUUAUGGGUCAAUCUAGCUGGGCUUAAUAUAUUGCACACAUUCCUAAUCAUCAAAAAUACAAUUUCAGCUAUUAUCAAUGAUCAAUUAUAUCACUGCUGUUCAAAUACUUCUUAUAUAGCCACAAUCCACAGAGUAUGGAGCUGGGCCUACCCGAGAGGGUGCACGGAGUCCGUUUUCGCACACAAACCACUGUAACAAAUAUUGCAGAAUGUCCUCAAUUCUUUAGUAUCUUUAGUAUCUGGAUAUACUGGAGUAUUAAAUAUUCUGUUCUACUUUGUCAGGCUCCCAGAUACAAACAGGCUCAUGUCCACAUAAAUGAAUCAACAUAUAUUCUUUAUUAUUUAUGACAAUUUGUCAUAAAUAAUCCCGUGUCUUCUCACAUGCAGUUAUGAUGAGGUCACUGUAUAGGCCAAUGUUAACCUUGUUGUUCAAAAUAAUAUCUUCAGUCUCAAUCAGCCUUGUGAACACUUUUUUGACACUCUAUAAACCACAAGUCUUAGCUGGUUCUACAGCUGUAGCUAUAGGUGACUUAUUGCAUAAAAAAUAAUAUAGUGUGUAAGUAGUAAAAACAAAAUGUCCUCCAGCAAGAGUACAUUUGUGGUAAAUCAAUAUUCCCGAUUUCCAGCUGUUGUGAAAUCUCAACUAUCAUGGUCCUGGGAAUUUUAGUUAACGUGAAAAAAAUUCUGCCUUGACAGUGGGUGAAGGGUCAUGGGAUUUUUAGUUUAAAAACAACAACUAAGAGAGUAGAGAGCUAUCUUUUGGCAUUAUCUAUUCUAGAGUAUCAUGACAGGACGUAAUGGUAAGAGUUGCAUGCAGGUAUGUGUUCUAGAUCACCUUUGACUUUGUCUACAUUCUAGAAUGGGUGAGACCCUUCCAACUAGCGAUCAUGGUCUAGUCGAGAGGACAAAAUAUUUAAUUUCCUCUUCCGCAUUUCUCUUUUGCGUUCACUCAUGGGCAGUGGAAUAUGAUGUCAUAUCCGUGUGCCCUGGCCUUUUAUAUACUGAUGUUACUGAAGAAAGGGAAAGAGUUAAGUGCCAGUAGAAGCACAAAUCUCCUGCUCCUCUUAUUAUAACACCAGAUAUUGUUUUAGACGCGGGAUACAAAGCAACCAAACAAAGUUCCAGGAGAAAUUAUGUUUAUUCCAAGUCAGGUUGCAGCAAUGUAAACCUGAGAUAAUUGGGCUGACAGGCUGUGUGAAAAAAAGAAAGUGAUAAAGCAAUUUAAAACAAUUAAGCAGCGCGCAUUCUUAUAAUCUUUUGUGUUAUUCCAUUCAUAUGUAUGCUUCAUUGAAGGGCACAUUUAUUAUUUUUAAUUAUGAGACAUAUUAAUCAUGAAUAUGUUACAUCAAAUAUUUCUAAAUCGUUUAAUCUCAAUAUGUCGUUUGCUUUAUUUUACGCAGGCCCGCCAAUGCGACAAGCAGGACGGGAUUACAAAAGCCAGAAGUGAAGCUCAUGUGAGUUUGUAAACUCUGUUUCUACUUUCAGUCCACCAUCUAUCUAUAUCUACGUCUAUGUAUACCACUAUGAUAACAUGUUAUUUUUAUUUAUUUUUUUAUAAUUCUUUAUUUUUGCAGUGCAUGCAGAUAAUAUACAAAUAAGCCUGCAAUGCCCCAACAGCCAAGACAAGCACGUCAACAAUAACAGUAGCAUAGACAUGUGGCAUUGUGCAAGUACAGCACUAAUUUUAUUUUUUGGUAUAUUCAGGCUAGUCAUAUAUGUCUAAAGUGAGUAGGAUCAACUAAGUGAAAAUGUUAUCAAGACGUUCUAGACAUAGAUAUUAGUUGCUUAAAGAUAGUACUGUAUAUGAGAACAUGCUUAACUACGUAGUGUAUCUAAGUGAAAGUAGUGUUAUGUUAUACUGCACUUUAGUAGAAGCAUAAGGAAAAAUAAAAAAUAGACAAGUAAGAACACUGUGCAUAUGAAAUUGAACAGUAGGUUAAUGCAUAAUUAAGUGGAAUGCAUGGGGAGUAUUAAUAUAGAGACCCCUUAGGCAGGCUAGCCCUGAGUCUCACAUAAAAGGAACAGGUAAGAUUAUCUCUAAGCAUAUGAUACUGGGACAUUAUGCCUUAGGUAGAGAAUGCAAUAGCUCAACUUUGGGUUUAACCUAUGCCCUGCAUGGGCAGCACAGAGUCCCUCCACGAGUAUCUCAAGUCCAGGUUGAUGGUCACAAGAAGGUAGUCGAGUAAGCUUUCUGGUGUCUGCCUGUUCCCUCUUGGUUCCGAGAGCCUGUAUGGAGCAUGGUGCCAGGUGAUGGCUUUGCGGUGGUCAAUGGGCUGCAUUUUGCCUGUCUCUGUGUCCAGUAGUGUCGUUGCGCUACUCGGGCCUGGGCAUGGUAGGCCGCACCUGCCGCCCGCAUGGUCACUGACUAUGUAGUCACAGAGACGUUACUGCAGGGCUCAGACGUGCUCUCAGCUUGUCCCAAAAGGCCUCACAAAUGAGGUCAAGGUGCUGCAGGACAUCACUGAACCCUCCGUCAGAAUCAUAGUAGCACGCGGCGUCCUCCAUCUUGCAUGUAAAUAGUUUAAGCUUUGCCGCUGCAGUACUGCUGCGCCUGCAACACAGGACAUGGGCUUCUGAGAGGUAGACCAGAAUUACCCCCUCGGUCCCAAGGGGGGGGAAAUGGGGCACCAAGCAGCUGCACAAUACAGGAGCGGAGAGUGACCGCCUCUCCACUCCCUCGGAUGUUCAGGGCCUUCAGGCCGACACACAAUCCCCUUCAGUGUAAGCAUCUGAAGACAGAAAAUAAUUGUAUGGGAGUAACCCCACGCUGCGCAGGAGUACCACCGAGGUAGGUAGCGUGAUCGCUUGGGUUAAAUUGCAGGAUUAUAGCUCGUUUAGGAGGUCAUAGUCUGGAGCUGCAUCGAGAUGCGUCCGACCAGCAUGACGGCCAGGCCCCCAUACUCGCAGACACAUACCUACUGUGAAUAUAAAAAAACAUUCUCGCAUACAAAUAAUUAACAAACCACAUACUGACAUGCACAUACAAAAACAAGCCCCACUCACAUAGUGUAUGCAUAACUAACAACACUAAGUCAUUACAUAUACCCAACAACACAUUUGUCCUCAGCUAGCCACACUCACAUUAUUGUAAAGGAAGGAAGGAGUAGUGAGAGAGAGGUGGGGAGGAGAGAUGUGAUGCUAAAUUAUUGGGUGGUGUUGGGAGGGGCAGGAAAGCUGUGAUGCACAGUCUCCUUUUUGCUCAUUCUGCACGGGAUUAACUGUUACAGGCAGUGGAUUACUGAGUGGAAGUUCAGUAAAUGGUGGGGCUUACUUCACAUUAACGUUAUGUGCUUCUCUGCUAUGACUGGGUGCCUGGCAUGCCAUUAACUGCUUGCUGAUGGCACCUACCGUAAAUAAAAUAAAGGAAUCUUUAAAAAGCCACGCUCUGGAAUCCUGCCUGUGCCCAGGCCGAGCCACACUGUGCAUCUGCUAAAAAAAAAAUUUAAAUAUUGUAUUGUAUUUCCCCAAAUUUAUACAUAGAUAUUGACAUUCCAUUAUUAUUAGCAUUUAUGUAUCACCAACAUUUUCCGUAUCGCUUUACAGUUAUGCAAGGUGGAUAUUCCACAAGUAAUUACGGCAUUCAAACACAAAAACAAUAUUAACAGACACAGGAGGUGCAGAGGGCCCUGAUCAAACAAGUUGUUUUUCUUUUUUUUUUUUUUUUUCCAAAUUUUUAUUGGGUAAUAAUGCAGGAUUACAACAUCUGUUUUGCAAUAUACAAUCUGGUAUCAACGAACUUUUGUAUGUUAUACAUUGUUACCAUGCUUGAGAGUCCAGAACGGUUGUGGUAACUGUUCGAGCACGUUACGUUUUAGCAUUCGUUUGUGUGCGGUACCCUUGGACAAAGUACUCGAGUGCGGUUUGAUUUUAGACGUUGUUCACUUUGCAUGGGUGGUGUGUUAUUAACAUACAGGUAGAAAUCAAAACAUAAUAUAACAUAACAUAACAGUACAUUGGGGUGGGUGAUGAACUUUCCUGGUAUAGCUAGUAUGUACCAUCGUGGCGUAGAACCUCAUCAGUGUGGAUUGUUGCGUUGUGGUAGAUUUGUCUGUUUGGGUAUGUGGGUCUAUAGUCUUUGUGGAGGUGUGUUACGUAUGAAAGUUAACCAUGGUUCCCAAGUGGCCGUGUAGUCGUGGUAUUUGAGUGAAAAGGAGUACGCUAGCUCCUCCAUUUCUCUGAUAGCGUCUACCCUUUCUAUCCAGGCUCUGAUCGUAGGGGGUGCAGUUUGCUUCCAUUUGGUUGGGAUGAUGGCGUUUGCUGCCGUUAACAGGUGGUUGAUCAGUGUGCGUGAGUGUUUGGGUAGGGGGCUGGGGUACAUUAAAAACAACAAGACUUUAGGGUCUUGGGGUAGUUUGUGUCCCGUGAUGGUGCGAAUAACGUUUGUUAUUUGGGCCCAGAAUUUACUUAUUAUUGGGCAUUGCCACCAGAUGUGGCUUGUGGUUCCCUCCGCUUUCUUGCACCUCCAGCAUGUGUUUGGUGCAUUUGGGAAGAAUCUGUGGAUGCGGGAUGGUGUGUAGUGCCAUCUGGCUAUUCGUUUGUAAUUGCUCUCAUGUGUGCUGUUGCUUUUGGAUGUGCGGAAGACAUUGGCGAAUAUUUUAUACCACUCUUUGGUUUGCAUUUGUAUCCCCAGCUCUGUUUCCCACUUGGAUGUAUAGGUAGGUAGGGGUUCGUCUUUUCGUCGGCAUAAUUGUUUAUAGAAGGAGGAUAUGUGGCCCCUCCGGAUGCUGUGUUGUGCGCAUUGGGUCUCGUAUAGAGUGUGGGUUCUAUGGCCUUGUGAUAGUGGUGGAUUUGUGCUUAGAAAGUGUUUGAGUUGCUCGUGUCUCAGUCGCGUCAUUCCCGUUUGCGAUUCAAUGGGUAGUAGUUGUUCAAAGGGAGUGACCCCCUGGUCCGUUAGGACAUCUCCCAAAGUCAGUGUAUGAGCUUGUUUGGGGAAGUUUCUAAACGCCCUGUGGUCCAUGCCUGGGGGGAAGGAGGGGUUUCCUGUUAGUGGGUAGAGUGGUGAUGGAUGUGGUGCUAGGUGUUUGUCUCUCCUAAUGGUCGACCAAAGUUUCACUGUGUGUGUGAUUGUGGGGUGAGAGGUCCCUGAGCGCGUUUUCGUGUCGGUCUUGUUAGCGAGCCAGGGUAUGGCAUAUAUCGGUGUCGUGAGAAAGCUGGCCUCAAUCUGUACCCAUUGGGCUGUGUUUUUAGGGUAUGACCAUUCAUAAAUCCUCGUGAGGAUAAUGGCUUUGUGGUAUGUUUCCAGAUCUGGUAGGCCUAGUCCUCCUCGUUGUUUGCUUUUUGUGAGGCAUUCGUAUUGUAGCCUCGGGGGUCUACCUGACCAUAUAAAGUUGUUGAAUAGUCGCCUGGAGAGGGAGAAGAAAGGUCUUGGUAUUUUAAUAGGCAAGGUUUGCAUUAUAUAUAGAAACUUGGGGAGAAUCAUCAUCUUUAAGAUGUGGAUUCUGCAUAGCCAACCGAAUUGUGGUUUAUUCCACGAUUUGAGUUCGGUAUCUACUUUGUUUAGAAGGGUUGUGUAGUUAAGGGCGUAUAGGAGUGACAGUGUGGUUGUGAGUUGGACUCCCAGAUAUCUAAUUGACUCUGUGGGCCAGUGGAAUGGAUAGGUGAUGCGGAGCGCUGUUUGUGUGGCGUUCGGUAUGUUGAGCGGGAGUAUCUCGCUCUUGCCCAUGUUUAUUUUGUAAUUGGAGACUGCAUUAUAUGCCUCUAUCUCUUGUAUAAGGUGUUGUAGGGAUGUUUUUGGAUUAGAUAGGGUGAACAGUAGGUCGUCCGCAAAAGCGGAGACCUUGUAUUCCUGCUCUGCUAUUUUAAUGCCAGAUAUGUUUGGGUUGUCUCUUAUUCCUUGUAGGAAUGGCUCCAUGGUGAGGAUGAAGAGUAGUGGGGAGAGGGGACAGCCUUGCCUAGUACCAUUGGUUAUUUGUACGGUAUCUGACAAUUGGCCGUUCACACGCACUUUUGCUCCCGGUUUUGAAUAUAUGGCUGCGAGCCAUUGUAUCCAUUGUUGGCCGAAGCCCAGAGUUUUCAUUGUGGCCAUGAGGAAGGACCAGUCCACCCUAUCAAAUGCCUUCUCGGCAUCUAUAGUUAAAAUGAGGCUCUGGGGUCCUUUUCCUUUGGCUGUGUGUAUCAGGCUUAGGAGUUUCGUAGUGUUAUGUUUGGCCUCCCUAUUCGGUACAAACCCUGAUUGAUCCGGGUGUAUCAGUCCGUUCAGGAGUGGUUUCAGCCGGUUGGCAAGAAUCUUAGUGAAGAUUUUCAAAUCACAAUUUAUAAGAGAGAUUGGGCGGUAGCUCCCACACUCCUCUAGGUCCUUUCCGGGUUUGGGGAUCAAUGUGAUGUGGGCUUCUAAGGAUUCUACUGGGAGUUUGUGUCCUAAAGCCAGUGAAUUGAAGGCAUUGACAAAGGGUUUGCAGAGCAGAUUUGUGAAUGUUUUGAAGUACUUGGUAGUGAAGCCGUCGGGUCCUGGGCUUUUGCCUAUGGGGAGGUUUUUAACUACCAGUCUAAAUUCUUCGUCUGUUAGGGGUCCUUCAAUGGAUUGUCUUACGUUUGUGGGGAUCGUUUGCGUGAUUCUGUUAGAGAGGAAAUGGGUUAUUUCCUCUGGUCGUGGUGGCGUCUGUCUGAGGUUAUACAGGUUUGUGUAGAAGGCGUGGAAUUCUUUAAGUAUGGCUGGGAGUAGGUGAGUGCGUGUCCCGUCUUUGCUUUUGAUCGUGGUUAUGUAUGUGCGUUGCGUGUUUUGCUGAAGGGCUUUGGCUAGCAUUCGCCCGCAUUUUCCUCCUUGAGUGUAAAAUGAAUAUUUGGUGUGAGUGAGUGAUCGUUUGAUUUUGGAAUUUAGCAGGGUUUGUAGGGUUGUGCGUUUGUCAACUAGUUGUUUAUAGAGGUCUAGGGAGAGGUUGUGUUUGUGUGUCUGUUCAAUUAGGCGGAUAUCUCGCAGGAGAUCAUUGAUUUGGGCAUCUUUCUUUUUCUUGAGUUUGGAGGCUAUAGCUAUGAUGUGUCCUCUCAUUACUGAUUUAUGAGCUUCCCAGGUUAUUGUCGGGGAUAUGGACGGGGAUGUAUUUUCUUCAAAGUAGUGUUGUAGUGUGGUUGUUAGUGUAUCAACCGUGGCUGUGUCAUUCAGCAUGGUGUCAUUUAGUUUCCAUUGGAAGUUGUUGGGUGUCAGAGUUGGGAUUUGAAAAACUAGAGACAAGGGGGCGUGGUCCGACCAUGUGAUCAAGCCAUACUCACAUGAUUGAAUUAAGUGUAUAUGUCUGUGAGGAACAAAUAGCAUGUCCAGACGAGAGUAUGUGUGUUUGACCGUUGAGUAAAAAGAGUAGUCUCGUAUUUGUGGGUGUAUGGUUCUCCAGCAGUCGAAUAAAUAAGAUUUGUCUAAUAGUCUGGACAUCGUGGUUCUGGUAGCGGCGUUGUAUGUCGUGGAGCUGGAAGUAGUGUCUAAUUCCGAGUCAAGGGACAUGUUUAGGUCACCUCCGAGUAUAAGAAUGCCUUCGACAUGUUUUUCGAUUAUGUUGAGGUAUUUGCGUAGGUGCUUGUGUUGUUUGGUAUUUGGCAGGUAGAUAUUUGCGAAAGUUACAAUUGUAUUGCCAAUUUUGCCUUUAAUUAUGAGCAGCCUACCGUUUGGAUCUGUGUAUUGGUAUGUGUGGGUAUAUGGUGUUUGUGCCCCUAUGAGGAUGGCUACUCCUCUGGAUUUUGCGUCCGUGUAGGAGCUGAAGUAUCCUGUGGGGUAGUGUCUGUUGCGAAUAGUGAUGGUGGAGUCUGCUUUUAGGUGGGUCUCUUGAAGAAAUGCCACAUCAGCUCUAAGUUUGUGGAGUUCGUGUAGCGUUAGUGCUCUUUUUGUCGGGGAGUUAAGACCCCUGACGUUGAGGGUAACUAUGUUGAGGUUUGCCAUGAUGGAAAUUGUGUGAACUGUGUGAUCUGUCGUUCACGUAUUGUGUACCAGGGGAAGAUAACCGAUAACAAAUAAACUAUGUACAAAAUUGUGUGUAGGCAGGUGGAGCAAGAAAUUGAGAUGUUUAAUGUUGACGGGAAGGGUUGGCAGCCUUGUCUGUCGGUGGCUUUCCCCUUGAGAGGCUUUAGGGCCUAUGGGGAGUUGCACGUGCACCGCUUUGGCCGCUCAAGUCUUUCCACCUGCUAUCGAGGUUUUAUUUUCGUGGGAGGUGGUAGGUUGGGGUGUUGUUAUUAAAUGUCUCGCCAGAGACGGGCAAUCCUAUGGAUAGUUGUCAGUAGUGAGUAGUGGAUCAGGCAAGGGGAUCAAAUUAGUGGGACAGGUAAGAUUAUGUGUUUGUGGAGCAGGUCGAUUUUAGAGGAAAUGAUCCAGAAAAGAGGGGGGGGGCUGGAGGCUGCUUGCCUCUAGUGGGUUGCCUAAUGGUCUAGGGGUAGGCUUUAUGUGUCCCCUUGGGCAUGGGCUCUGCCUCGUAGUUGGAGGAGGCUUGCAUCUCAAUUGCUUGCUCGGGUGUGCAUAAGAAGUGUAAAGUGAGACAAAUAUUAUUCCCAUAACAAUUGCAGCUCUCCCAAAGAACAUAAAAUCGAAAACCAUCCAUUAAUUGACAUAUCAUGGUAUACAUUUCCCGGUAAGACAAUCAAUCAGAUCUCAAUUGACCUCAGGGGCAUUUCUUGAGGUUGUUGCCAAGGGGAAGAGGGGUUAGUAGUGAGGGAGUGGGGAAGGGGACAGGGGAAUGGGAGUGGUAUACCGUUACCCGAGAUGCCACUCAGUGUCUUUAUGAGAGUGGUAGAUUAUUAGGCUAAAGGGGGAGGGGGGGCUGGGGUGAUUUAGGGGGUGAGGGGAGGCCUUAUGCUUGUCAGCAGAGCCUGUACAUAUACAUUCAUUUACGGUAAAACAUACAUAUUUAUUAUUAUUUUUUUAUUUUUUAUUUUUUUUCUCUCAUACCCCUCCGGAGUGCCAUUGCCUCAUGUUUCUGUGUGUCCUCUUCCCUGCUGACAGUAUGUGGUCUUUCAGUCCAGAACCAGUGUCAUCUAGGAGUGUCGGUAGAGUGGAGAGUCUCCUUUUCAUAGAGCUCGCGGACCGAAGCAAGUCUAGGUUGUCGUGGGAGAUGUCCUGAUUUGUAUGUUUUCUUGUGAUGCUCAGGUAUUGUGUCCCUAGGGUGGGGCCUUGAGAUGCAGUCUCUGUGGGUAGAUUUCUGGAUUAUUAGUGGUCGUAAUAGAUCUCUGGAUCUUAGUUGGGUCCUUGUCGAUUGGGGCAGUGAUUUCUUAGUUGGUGGUCGUCGUCAUGUGCCUUGGGUCCCAUCGAGGGGCCGGGGGGCCUGCUCUCGGUCUGGGACCUCCUUGGUGGUGCGUUUGGUCGUUGCUUCUGCGUUUGGAUGGCGUCUGCCCUCUUUGCUUGUGGGACAUCUGCGAGCGAUUUGGGGGUUGUAGCGGCCCAUACCAGUCUGGUAUGUAUAUGUCCGGUAGGUCUAGGGCCGAGGUGAAGGCCCGCACAUCCUCUGCUGAGGAUAAAGUUGCUGUUGUACCAUUGUGCGUGGCAGUAAGGGCCAGAGGGAAUCCCCAGCGGUAUCUUAUGUUCCUAGAGCGCAGUAGGUCUGUGAGGGGUUUCAUUGUCCUUCUCGCCUGCAGCGUCAUCCAGGAGAGAUCUGGGAAGAUUUGCACAGGUAUCUCAUGGAAUAGCAGCGGUUGUGUCGUCUGGCGGAGAUUUCUGAGUAUGUCUUCUUUAAUAGAGUAGUAAUGCAGUCUGCACACUAUGUCUCUGGGUGCCUCUGCCAUGGGGUUUCUGGGCCUGAGUGCCCUGUGGGCUCUGUCCAGUGCUAUAGGGGUUGAUACAUCUCUUUGCAGUAUAAGAUUGAAUAGCUCUUGGAGGGUAACCUUUAAAUCUUCCCCCUCUUUUUCUGGGAUGCCCUUUAUUCUUAAAUUGUUUCUGCGCCCUCUGUUAUCUAAGUCAUCUAUCAUUCUAUUCAUGGAUGCUAUUUGGGCAUUUUGUGCUGUUAGUGUACUUUGGAGAUUUUGCAUUUGUGUGGCUGUGUAGUCUUGGUCACUUUCUAGUAAGCUGACCCUUUCACUGACCUGUGUUACUUCUGCUGUGAUGUCGUCCAUUUUUUUCUGGAAAGUCACCUCCAGUUUUUGCAGCAUGUUUGCAAGGUCUUGCUUAGAUGGGAGGUUUCUCAGAAUCUCCCUCAGGUCUUUGUCUUUUUCCCUGUCCAGAUCCAGUGACAGUGUGUCAGAUGCUGCAGGGCUGGAUGGGGGUGAUUGGGAGAAUUCAUCCGGCGCCAUAUUGGGGCCUGCAUGGUCGGGCUGCUGGUUGCCGUGAUCUUUGAAAUAUUUGGUGAGCGCUCCGGUUUUCGGCCUUUGCAGUUUGCCGGCUUGUUGGGAGGCUGUGGACAUUCUUUUGGGGUGUCCCAUUUUGUUAAUUAAGCCUGAUGGCUGCGGAUUGCCCGUCGCGGCGCUCGGAGCUCCGUUUUCAAGCGGCCAUUCUCGGUCGCGGCUAGCUCCGCCCCCACAAGUUGUUUUUCUUUGUAAUGUCUACUCAAUUAUAUUUGACAUUCCUAAUUUGAUUAGAUAUUUAAUGUAUGAAGAUAUUUCAUUUUAAAGAAGCUUGCUUUUAUCUUCUGAUAUACAACUUAACAUGUCUGAAGCAUUAAAAAUGUAUUUGGUUGUUUUUAGGACAUACGGUAAAAGCUUAGUUGUUAUAGGAGUAUUACAUUUUCUGGUUUACCAUUGUGGGUGACUUACAUAAAUAAUACAUCUCUGAAAACAUUCACUUUUAUCUUUCAGGCGUAUCCAGUGUACGUAAUUGUAACAAAAAUGUUUACAAGAUUUCUUGGCAUUUAGACAUUUUUUGACAAAUAUAAUGGCAUAUUAUAAGCCACAAAAGGGAUCUUCACUAAAAUGUUAAUUGUUAGAAAAUCCCGUAGGCACUAUACCUAGCCGUUCAAACAUCUGGACUCCUUACCUGUGUAGACACCUUCCCUCCCCCGUCCAUGAAAAUAGAGGUGAAGGAAACUAGAAAAGGGAAGUAUUUGUGUUAUUUUAUGUGUGUGUAAAUUAGUGUGAUUGUGUGGGUAUGUUAGUGUGGGUAUGUGUGUAAGUCAAAGUGAUUAUAUGUUACCAAGGGGUUUCUUGGAAUUAGAUAAGGUAGAGAUAAAUAAAGGUCUAAUGUUGAGACAUUUUAUUGGUUUUCAUGAUUAUUGCUCCUUAUUUAGCAAUUUACCAUAGAAUCACACAUGAUUUGUGUUAAUACAUUUUGGUUUGACCACAUGGACCAAUAACUCUCCAACAAGUUUUAAUAAAUGCAUUCUUGGUGGAAGUUCAUGACUGCGGAACUGGAGAUAUUUCUGAGUUUUGCUUCCAAUAACACCCAAUUUGGUUGAUUUGAAGACUAUCUUGGCUACUUUUGGAUUUACGCUUCUUUUGCAGCUUGAUGGCCUCAGACAAGAAUUUUGACAUUCCAUGUAUCUUUCUAUCCUAAAUUCUAAACAUGUCUUCUUCCUCUUUGUAAAAAGUACAAUAGUUCCUGGAGAUAUGUUUACUGAAAUGGGCUAGAACAACUACCAAAAAUUAUAAAGUUUUGCUCAAACUUGUAUUGACUGUACACCAUUUUCUUGGAAAUGUUAGAUAGAAUUGAAGGGAAACUUAGGCUGUGCUUCCAUCCCUACCCCAGUUAUGUCAAAUCCAGCAUAUGUCUCUUUACCUAAUGUUAUAUUCCACCAGUCUCGAACUGUGCAAAACCUACCAUGAGUUCACUCAACUCUACGUAUAAGCAGCAAAAUUUACAACUAAGGAGCACAGUGUAACCAAGAAAUGAAGGAAUCCUCAAAUUCUUGAUUACACUCUGGACCCAAAUUGUACAUUUUGCUCUCUAUACCACUUAUGCUGAAGGACAAAUAAUAAGUAGUCAUAUAGUGCAGUAUUCUGGCUAUAUUUUGUCAUUAAACUCAUACUAUACAUAUAUAAAUAUACACCUAACUUUUACACUGUUUUUUGUUAUAUUGUUAAAUAAUUGUGCAUGCCUGUCUUAUUGACUUAUUAUUAUUAUUAUUAUUUUUGGUUGCUUUUUAAUCAUAAAAGAAUAGUGUAUUUUAAAAGUAAAUUAGAAUUUUUAACAAAUUUUGAAUUUAGAUAAAAAAAAUCUGAUUAUUAGAUAUGAAGUUAUAAGGUGGAAAAAUCAACACUUAUUUGUAUUCUUAAAAAUAUGCAUUUAUUGCUUUUUUAAAGUUUUAUUGAUACAAUUCAAAAUCUAUCACAUUCGAGUUUAUAGAGUAUAAAAAAAAAUAUGUUGCCUUGUGAUUAUAUUCUCCUUGCUCUGAGAGUCAAGUUCAGAGUCUGGUUUUUUUUUAAUAUAAUUACCUUCGAAUGCUAUUAUUUAAGAAACAUGCUUACACUUGUUCCCCAUUCAAAAGUCAUUUAGCAGCCCAGCCCCCAGCUUGUUCAGUUCCUUUGUCUGAGAAAAACUUCAAAGGAUGUAAAUAUGUGAAGGUGCUAUUUUUAACCCUUAGCUUUAUUCGUCCAUUUUUGUAGUGGUUGCUCUAGAUUUCAUAGUUCCUGUUGGAUGCAAUGUUAUAUUGUUUUAUUUCCAUUAACCUACGCUGUGAUAUUGGAGUAGGGGAACCAUGCAGACAUAGGAGGUAUAUAACUAGAGGCAGUUGCUCAUACACCACAAAUGUCCUAUAUUUGGCAGGUCAGUCCUGAUUUCGGGCCCCAUACACAACCAUCCCGCAUUAAUACUCAAAUAAAUUCAGUAAGAGCUGUUUAUUAAACACAUUUACGCAACAUUAAAAACUCAGGGCUAUUAGGCUCAUACACAGCUCGCCAGCAGCAUUUUACACACGGGCUAUCCCAAAUGCCUUUUUGAGAGAGUCUGCAACCCCAAAGUGGCAUUAUGUCACUACCAAACUCCCUUUGUCCUGUUAACUUCAUGUCCUGCUUGAAUACCUUCCAGUAUGAGAGAUAUGCCAGUGGUCCACAGUAAAACAAAAUAAAAAAAAAUACAAUAAUAAAAAACUGCACAGAUUUAUGAAUUUGUUUUAUCAUGGCAUGUUUAAAGAACCCUAUAACUUAAACAUUGUGCUAUUACGGGAUGACUGGAAAUGAGGCAUGGAACUGGGAGGCUAUGAGUUAGUUAGCAUACAGGAUUUGUGGACUUCUGCCUAAGAGCCUAAUUCCUAUGUUUAUCAAAUCAGCUGAAGUUGAAAGGGGAUGUUUAUUAGAUGAGGACUGCAGGAAUGAAGCAACAGCCCUUGACAGUUUGGGUUUAUGGAUGGUUGGUGGUCCAUAAUCUCAAUAUUCACCAAGUCUGCAAGUCUGGACUGGCCACUGGAAUAUUUACCACCAGACUACAGGAUCUGAGACUGAUCAAGCUGCCAUUUUAUUAUGUGUAUGUAUGAUGUGUGCAAGUGUUUGCUUGUGGCUGUGGGGUGAAAUUACACAUUGAUGCCAAUAGAUAUACGUACAUAAUACUGAAAGGCACAGUCCUUUUCUAUGGCACUCAUCCAGAGAACCAGCUCCAUAGAAUUUCUCACAGAGCCUACAGCUGACAUUCCAGGUGGAAUUUAGGUCAUUUUAUUCCUCUGCUCAACAUCUAAGUUCCUCAGAGACUUUCUCAAAGUUUUUCUCAUAACAUAUAAUGAACUAACCAAAGCAUUGAAAGAUACAUGUAAACAUUUGGCCAUACACUAAUUGCAAUCACCAUAGUUACACAUAACUAUGUAAUUAAGUGCUAACAGUGAUAUUACAUAAUAAUGUUACAAUAUAUUAUGUUAAAAAUUGAUAAAAUAUGUUAAACAAAAUACAAAUACAAUGCUUAACUUUUCUUCUAAUUUUAUGGGAAUUUUUGUUGCACUUUAUGAAACCUGUCUGACUUUUCCAUCGGUUGGUUUUUUUUGUCAUUUUUUUUUUCAAUUUUAUUUUAUGCCAUUAGAUUGGAUUUAUGAAUUUUUGCUCCAUUUGCAGAAAAGUGAUGGAAUUUUUCCCGUCACUGUUAAUUUGACGAUAUUCUGAAAAGGAAAUUUCUGCGGAUAACUGGUGGAAUUUAAUAUAAAAAAAAAACAUUGCUCGCUAGAUCACAACAAAUACAACCAAACUAAAGACAAAAUGUGGCCAUCACUUUUCAGAACCCUUUGAUAAAUAUCCUCCAAUGUGUUUAAAAAUGAAUGUUUGUUUAAUUCUGUGGAGGGAACUAUUAUACUAUAUUUUCUUCUUAUAAUGCUCAUGUAUAGGUUUAAAAGAGAUACAAGUUUAAAAUUUAGAAUGGUUUACAAUGUAUGAAUCUGGGUGAUUUUUUGUUGCAUUCCAUAUUGUUUUCUUAACAUUGAUUGUAAACGUUUUAGUUGCUUUUUUGCAUUUUAGUGGAUUUAAAUUUCACAUGAUUAUUUUGCUUUUGAAAUUCCAACUGCAUUUGCUCAUCAGUGUUUUAUAUUGAACAAUUUGCAUGCAUUUUAGGAAAACUUACUGCUUUUAAUAAUUUCUUUUAAUUCUCUUUAUUGAAUAACAUUCAGAACAAUGAUACAGAACAACUAUACCGCGGCAAAUACAUUAUUCUGCAGAGAUGUGCAAGAUCGAUUUUUAUCAGUCUCAUUGAGGAAAAGGUAUUUAUAUGACUAAUACAACUAUCUUAUAAUAGUAACGUAAAUUAUUUUAAUGUGUUAGCGAUAUUUAACAUAAAUUCAACUUUUUCAUAGAGAUACAUUAAUCUAUCUGUCUGUCUGUCUGUCUGUCUGUCUAUCUAUCUGUCCGUCUGUCUGUCUAUCUAUCUGUCUGUCUGUCUGUAUAUCUAUCUAUCUAUCUAUCGUUUCAGUAACCCUGCUGUUUCUGGUCUACAAACAUGUCUUUGAGAAUUGUUUUUUCUGGGUUACUUAGCAAUAUGAAUAAACCAGUUAGAAUACAACUCUGAUUAAACUUUAUAAAUAAUUUGUCUUCUUUCUCUCCUUGCAACUCUAAUUAAACAAUAGUCAUAGCAAGGCCCAGUGCAACGUGCUAAAGAUAAUGUACGUUAUUUUCAAAGAACAAUCAACUGAAAGUUAGAACAUCGAUGUUUAUUUGCUCAACAACCAAAUUGAAGUUAAUGAGCAACAGAAUCUUAAAAUUUCUAAAAUAACCAAUAAAUAAAUAAAUAUAUUUAUAUAUAGUGGACAUGGACAAUUGUACUGAUUAUAGGCAUUGCUGGGAUGGGUGGCUUUGGAAGCUGAAGCCCCAGAUCUAGGAAUUUUCAGCCUGAAGAGAUAGUAAAGGGGGCAGGAGGAUAUUAUAUAUUUUAUUUAUUUUGCUGUUAUUUUUUUAUUUUACUCACAGCAGUAGACUUAAUUUAAAAAGAAAGAUUGCAAGUAUAGUGCUUUGCAAUGCUAAAGGACGUGCUAAGGAGUGAAACUUUGCAGCACACCCUCCAUUAGUUACGUAGCAUGAUAUAAUCACAUUGAAUAUCUGCCUGAAGAAGUGGUUUUAUCAGAAUCUGUACAGAUGUUCAAACAAACAGCUACUAGAUGCAUACUUGCAAAAACAGAAUAUUCAAGGAUAUAAUCUUUCAAUGUAGGGUAAUAACUGCUUGAUCCAAGGAUAAAUCUGACUGCCAUUCUGGGGUCAAGAAGGAAUUUUUUUCCUAGCUUGUUGCAAAAUUGAAAGUGCUUCAAACUGGGUUUUUUUGCCUUCUUUUGGAUCAACAGCAAAAAACAAAUGUGAGGAAGGCUGAGCUUGAUGGAUUCAAGUCUCUUUUCAGCUAUGUAACUACGUAACUAAGUAACUAUGUAACUGUAUUUCCUAAUCAAUAUAUUGCUCACCUCCUUGCAAAUUAACAAUGUCUCUGGAGGGUCAGGAAUUUUUAUCAGGCUUCCUCUAUAAAAUACCUUAAUUGCUUUAUACCUAUGGGCUUUUUGUCUUCCGUAGAAAAAAGGAAAAAAUUAGUGUAAUCGUAUUGUAGGCCUCUACAUAUCAUGUGUCAUUCAAUACUUCAUAUAAUAGCUGUAAAUCUCAGCACAUAGCUCUCACAGCUUCAUUUACAAGAUAUUUCACCACUCCCACAAGCAUUGUUAGUGAAAACAAGAGCCACAGGCAACGUAUUAAGCUCUGCAGACAUUUUAAAUUGCCCACUCUUAAAAGAAAUCAAUCAAAUAUCACCCUAUAAUUUGUGUAGCAGUUUCUCGUUUAACAAUACCCCACCCAGCCACAUGGUCCUAAUUAUAAACGUUUGGUGUCUAAAAUUUUCUGCAGAUCUGCUUAUCUCGGCUUUGGUCUAUGUGAUUUUCAUUGUAAUGCAUUUAGAUUUUCCAGAACUACCAUCUUUUUAUGGACUUGUAUCCCUUAUACAUUACUGGAAAUAUUACAGGCUUAAUUGACAUAAUUUAAGUGUAAAAUUUUGUGUUUGUUCUUGAGAGUAUCAAAGUCUAACAGAGAUGAUAUGCGGACCCCUCUGUGUGUCUCUCUGCACUGUCCUCAUCCCGUUUUGUGUAUCUCUUUACCACCUCUCCCAUUACGUGUGUCUCCUAACUCCCCUUACCACCUUGAGUGUAUCUCCAGACUUCAACAUAUCCUUCUGUGUAUCUCUUGAUCCACUAACCCCCAUUUUGUGUUUCUCCAUUCUCCAUGUCCUCCAACCACUGCUGUGCAUUUCUAGAUCUCUCUCUGACCUAUUUGUGUCCUCCAACCUGCCUGAUCCCGAAUCCACAUCUACUUCCAACCCGCCCGUAUUGUCGUUUGACCAAGAGCCUAAUCCUCUGCCCAGUUUGCCAGUGAAGCUGUGAGAUGUGUGGAUAGACAGAUAGGAUACGACACUAGAUCUUUCCCCUUCACACACACAACAGUGCUGAUCGGAACCUCUGCUGUUACCCCACUUGGGCCUAGUGGGACAACAGCAGAGGUUCCGACCAGCACUGUUGUGUGACUAGGCCAUACUGUACUCUAGGACAGUGUUGGGAGGGGUUGCUGUGUGUCACCUGAGUUGUAUUGCACCCAGUGUGGUACACUACUGUAACCUCCAACUGUUCAGCAGGGUAACCGACACUGUAACGAUACCUACCCUUGUAAAUGGGACUAUCAUGAUGCAGUGGUCUUUGUCAUGCAGCAAACUAAUAGCAACCUUCUGAUGCACACUUUAGGUCUACUCCGGUUCAUCCCCUCCUUGAUAAUACCUCUAUCCCUCUAUAUUACUGACACUCAUUUCUUUGUCUCUUUGUUCUUUUGUUUGUCUGCUAUUAUAGAUCACUUCCUCCUGCUAGUAAUAUAUUUGCAUGAAGUAGUGGUUUAGCACAGUUAUCAGGUAAUUAUUCCUUCGGCGGCCUACUGCAUCAUUGGUUUUGUUAUGUGCCAAAAGAGAGUCCUUAUAGACCAUUUACUGUCAUGGAAAAGCCAAUAGAUUUGAUUUAAUAAUUUUAGAUAGGCUUCUCAAACGAUUUAAUAUUUAUGGAUAAAAAGCUUUAAAAUUAUUUUUUUCCCCAAAAAUAUAUAUAUAUAAAAAAUUUAUUUUAUAUAAAAUAAAAUAUAUCAAUAUAUUAAAAAAAAUCUAAAUAUUUAAAUAUAAAAAUUUUAACAAAAUAUUACAUCAUUACAUCAGGAAAGAUGUCUCUACUCAGUCAAAUGGAUGUAUGGAUAUCUCUGCAGUGUAAGAGGAAUAGAGAGGCUAGAAUCCCCAAUUGAAUCGUAUCUAAAACAAUUUAUUUAACAUAAAAGGUUAAAAAAAUCUUAUUUUGGUGGUGGGUAUGCCAGCAAAUAACCCUCAACUCUGUAAGCAUGACUAAAACCCAAAACGCCACCAGCGUGCAGUCACUGCCGGGUUUCGGCACUUCCUUAAUCACGUGACACUUUUGGCGUCAAUGACGUCCUUCGGAGGAGUUUAGGGUUAUUUUUUGGCAUACCCACCACCAAAGUAAGCGUUUUUAACCUUUUAUGUUAAAUAAAUUGUUUUAAAUACUAUUUAAUUGGGGGUCCUGUCUCCUCUAUUCCUCUUACACUGCACAGAUAUCCAUACAUCUAUUUGACUGAGUGGAGACAUCUUUCCUGGUAUUGAUCUGUGGGAAUAUCCCUCUCAAGUGGAGCAAUUCAAACCCAGAGCCAGGGGUGAUAGGGCUCUGGUACAUGUGAGUUCUCUCCCAGACAUUCUACAAUAUUUGUAUUAUAGCUAUAUCAGAUAGUCUGCACUAUAUAUUUCUCAUUGUUUGUUUUAGAAAUUCCAUCCAUUGCAGUCUUUAGCGCGCUAUGAUAUUUGGUACUAUUUCAGUUUUAUUGUGUGUCAUGCAGUGUCACUUUGGAGGUAGUGCAGAUGUACUAUAUGUGCACAUACACAUUUUUUUCUCAAGCGCUUCUUUAACUUUGGUUUACAAUAUUAAAUUGAGGUCUUAGCAAGCACUAGAAGGUCAAGGCAGCCCUGGUGUCAUAAAAUGAUUAGGAUUCUAAAAGCUCAGAUUAUUUGAAGACAUAAACUGCCAUUGGUCAUUUAUCGGUUUAUUACAGGGGAGCUAGCUGGAGGCUUACUAAUUCAAUCCUCGUGUAUAUUUAUUUUAUACACAUUUCGAUUUCUAGCACAGACGUAUGCAGCACAUACCAUUAUAGUGUGCAUUGGGGAAUAUGUUUUUAAUAAAAGGGAAUAUUGAAAAUUCAUCUAUCACAAGGAUCAUUUCCAUUCAUCAAACAAGAUAAAACUUAGCUAGUCUAUUUUUAUAUAUUUACCAUAUGGACACUCACAAUGACAUUUAAAAAAUUAUCUGUUCUAGAUCUAGUAAUUGUUUCUAAAGAUGAAAGAUAAUAUCCAUCAUUGACAAAAUAAUAAGCUGUUUCAAACUAGCACACAAAUCCAGAUAAGGAUUUAAAAAGGGCAGUUUGGCCAGCUGUUCCUUAAAUUUGGGAAUGCCUGGGCGCCAAGGGCAUUUAAUGGCUAUAAAUUUAAUCUGUUUUGAUUUCCUAGACCAGGAAUAGGCAACCUUCGGCACUCCAGAUGUUGUGGACUACAUCCCCCAUAAUGCUCUUACACAUAUAAUGCUGGCAAAGCAUCAUGGGAGGUGUAGUCCAAAACAUCUACAUUGCCGAAGGUUGCCUAUUCCUGUCCUAGAGCAUCAUAUUAUUGUGUUUAGCUUUCCUUCUGUUGAAAAAUACAUUUCAUUUUUUUUCUUUUCCAUUGAAUAAUUAAUUAUUUUAUAAAAAAAUGUGUUAUUCAAAACAUGGAUAUUUUAGAUAUUAUUAUAUACAUAUAUUAUAUUGUUAAAUAUAUACAAUUUUUUUAAUAUUAAUUUACAUCUCUAUUACUUAUUAUACUGCAACCAUUUUUCUUUUUAAACCACAAUUGGGAAGAAUAUUAGAUUUUUCUUAUCCCAAGUCUAAGGGAUUGUUGUAAAUGAUAUUUAGGAUACCAUGCCGCACCCUGCUGGCCAGCUUGCUAACUUCAAAAAAUAUAACACUAGACAAUGGUUCAAUAACUGGAAGGGUUACAUCUAAAGUUCUAGAUAUGCGCAGAAAAAUUGAAAUCUUCAUAUAAACUCCUUGAUUUUUUAACAACUUAAAAAAUAUUAACUCAUUGAUUACCAAGCACAUAAAACGAACCCGUUUCAUGAAGUCAUUUACAUUGAAUGUGUUAUUAAUUGAGACAUGUUUGCAUACGUAGUUUUCUUUUACAAUAGAAACAGGGUAACACAUGCACCUUUCUGAUUUAACAUUUUUAAACAAGUAAAUUUACCAGAAAUUAUAUUUCUCAUUUAUUCAUUGGUUACUGACAUUUGCUAAGAAUACAGCAUUAGAGAUACCUAGUUAUCCUUUCAACAGGUUCUCGUUAAUCUUUACAGUGAGUCUGAUGAUACAUUGUGAAAUGAUAAGUUGAUGUGUUGCCCUUAUUGGGAACAAUGUACAAUGUAUAACACCGCCCAUAUAGGAUAUCUAAGCAGUACGGAUAAAAGCAGCUGCUCUUACCCAACUCAGUGGUAAGCUCAGAAAUAUUAAACAUGGACUGGAAAUCAGUGUCCAACUUGACUACUUUACCAGCGACAAAGGACUUUGUUGAGAUCCUGGUAUAUUUGAAUGUUGUUGUUGUGAUGACUUUGACUAUUUUAAAGAGGGUAUGAGGUCAAACCUAUUAUCUCCAGACACUACCUAUUUUAUAGAGUCUUAUAGUGUGUUAGUGUAUUAACAAGCAAUGGCAUGUUAACCAUUUUCAUAAGAUUUAAGCUCCAUAAAAUGCAAGAUGUCUAAUAUCCAAUGGUUUUUCUUUAAGAUACUCGGAAGACUACUAUAUCCAAGCUGUUAAUGAAGUGCAAAAUUGUACAUGGUUGAAACAACCAGAAGAAUAUAAGAAAUUUAGGUAACAUUCCUUUUUAUUCAUUUAUUGGGGGGGAGGGGCUUGGGGACAUUUAUCAAAAUAUUCUGGUCUAAAAAGGGUGCAUACAUGUAAAAAUACUUUGCAAAUGUACAUAGAGGUACAAAGGGGAGUUUCAAUUAUAAAAAAAACCAAAAAACUAAUUCUUGCAUUCAUUAUAUUCCACUUGAACUCUGAAGGUAUUGCCUAAUUCUAUCAAGAAAAACUGAAUGGGUUUAAAUCUACAAAAGUUUCAACGUAACGUCACUACCUUAAAUAUCAAAUUCAUAACCUCCCAAUGUACAGAUUUUGUGGAAACUAGACCUGAAGGAGCAAAUUCAAUUUGGAGUUAUCUUUUCAGAAUGAACUGACACACAUGCAGAUACAUAUACAUACAUGCAGAUACAUAGACACACAGAUACACAGAAACACACGCAGACACAGUGGCAACUCUAGGAACAAUAUAUGAGGGGGGCCACAUACGAUACCACAGUCAAAACUGGGGGGCACUAAAAUUUUCACUAGGGGGUGGGGUAAUAUGCUGCCAUUGGCUGUCUGAUGCCAGCAUGCUGGUAUCAGACAACCAAUUUGCAUAGAAUUCACAUUAGCCAUCCAUAUUUCUUGUUUUAAGCUGGCUGACACCUCUUAACUUCGAUCUUUGUUUAUCAGAUAACUCCCCUAUUUGCUAUCCUUAUGUGGGAUUGCCAUAUUUAAGGAUGCCAAAUAAGAGAUCUAUCUGCUAAACGGGAACCUUAAUUUGGUAUUUAAAUAUGGAAAUCUCACAUAAGGGCACCGAUUUAGGGAAUUAGCUGCCAAACAGCUAAAAGAUCAAAAUUUAAAAAGCCCUUUUAUUAAUUUUAAUCUUUCAAUUAUUUAGUAGAUAACUCCAUUAUUUGUUAUCCUUAUGUGGGAUUGCAAUAUUUAAGGACACUAAAUAAGGGAGCUAUCUCCUAAACACAUACACAUUUAUAUACACACACAAUAACACAAUAUAUGUAUGUCAGUGUGUGUGUACAUUUGUGGUUGUGUAUAUAUAUAAAUAUAUAUAUUUGUGUGUGUGUGUGUGUGUGUGUGUGUGUAUAUAUGUAUAUAUAUAUACAUAUAUAUAUAUAUAUAUACACACACACAUACACCCACAUAACCACAGACACACACAAUCACAGACCCACACAUACAAUCACAUUAAUAAACACACAUAAUCACAACACACACACUUAACCACAUAUAUACACACAAAAUCACACACAUACACAAACACAAUCACAUAAAAUUAGACAUACACACACAAUCAUCACAUAUAUACACAUAUUUAAUAAUUAAGAGGUCCACCCAACCUUCCUACCUUGCACUGGGAUGGCUUGGGUGGAUCCUCAGUACCUGGUGGGCAGUGGUUGCUGCUGGGAUCUCUGUGCUCUUCCUGCACAGUUCCCUCGCGUGCGCUGUAAUGACGCAGAUGCCGGGAGGACGCUAUAUCCUGGCUGCUGGCUCACUGCAGAAUGAAGACAGUCAGACACAGUCAGAUGCACAAAGUUAAACACAUUUACUGGCAAAUACAGGCACAUGUACACGGUCCCAGGAACAUAGUCACUCGCACACAGUCACACACACACAGCUACAGGCAGACAGUCGAACACAUAGUUACAGGUAGUCACAUGCACAAUUACAGGCAGCAUCACACAGUCACAGGCAGACAGUCACACACACUACGUGACAUGCAGACAGUUACACACAGUCACAGGUAGACAGUCACACACACAGUCACAGGCAGUCACACACAGUCACAGGCAGACAGUCCCAUACUGGCACAGGCAGACAGUCACACACACAGUCACAUGAAGACAGUCACACACUGGCACAGGCAGACACUCACACACAGUCACAGGCAGACAGUCACAUACUGGUAUAGGCAAAAAUUCACACACACAAACACACACAGUCACAGGCAUACAGUCACACACACAAACAUGCACACACACACACACACAGUCACAGGCAUACAGUCACACACACACACACACACAGACAGUUACAUAGUCAAACACACACACACACAGUCACAGGCAGACAGACACAAUCACAGUUACACACACACACACACACACAGCACUCACUCUCUUACUUACAGUCAGCUUGGGCUGGAGGAGGAGUGGACUCAGACCCCGGUGUGUAGUAGUUGUGGAAGCAGGUACUCCUUCCUGCUUCCCUGCUGUGUGCAGCAGUAGCAGGUGGAGGCCGCCAUUAGCUCAACCCCCGCUGCCAUUUUGGCUCCAACCCCAACUCUCCCCGAAGUUCUCCUGCUCCUGUUUCUGGCCCCUGCGUGUGUGAGCUGUGUCAGCUGCUCGGUGCCCCUACUGCCAUAGCGCCCUGUGCAGCCACACUGCUUACACCUCCCCAAGGCCAGCUCCCCCUUAGUACGACACUGCAAAGGAAGCUACUGUGUCUCAAAUUGCUGAAAUAUUUAAUUCUGGCCAUGACAGGUGUGAGAAUGCUACGUGCUUUAGAGUUUGUUGUGUAGCCAAAGACCGUCAGAGUGCCCAUAAUGACCCCUGUCCACUGCCGAAAGAACCUUCAAUUGGGCCUUGUGCAUCAGAAAUCGACCAUGGAGCAAUAGAAGAAGGUUGCCUGAUAAAUCUUUUAAAGGACCACUAUAGUGCCAGGAAAACAUGCUCGUUUUCCUGGCACUAUAGUGCCCUGAGGGUGCCCCCACCCUCAGGGACCCCCUCCCGCCCGGCUCUGGAGAGAGGAAGGGGUUUAACACUUACCUUUCUCCAGCGCCGGGCGGGGAGCUGUACUCCUCCUCUCCUCCUUGCUCGCGACGUAAUCGGCUGAAUGCGCAUGCGCGGCAGGAGCCGCGCGCGCAUUAAGCCGGUCGCAUAGGAAAGCAUUUACAAUGCUUUCCUAUGGACGCUUGCGUGCUCUCACUGUAAUUUUCACAGUGAGAAGCACGCAAGCGCCUCUAGCGGCUGUCAAUGAGACAGCCACUAGAGGCUCUGGAGGCUGGAUUAACCCUCAGUAUAAACAUAGCAGUUUCUCUGAAACUUCUAUGUUUAUAGAAAAAAGGGUUAAUCCUAGAGGGACCUGGCACCCAGACCACUUCAUUAAGCUGAAGUGGUCUGGGUGCCUAGAGUGGUCCUUUAAAUCAGGUGGAUGGUCGGUGCAUGUGCGUCAGUUACAUGGUGAAGAGAUGUCAGCCGGAUGUACUAUGGGUAAAAGGAAGGCUGGUAUAGGUGGUGUUAAGCUCUGGGCAAUGCUCUGCUGCAAAUCCUUGGGUCCUGUCAUUCAUAGGGACAGGUACUUUGACCCAUACCACCAACCUAAAGAUUGUUGCAAACCAGGUAAACCACUUCAUGGCAAUAGUGUCCCUGAUGGCAUUUGCCUCUUUUAGCAGGAUAAUGCAUCCUGUUACACUGCAAAAUAAAUAGUUUUAGGAACAUGACAAAGAGUUCAGGGUGUUGCUUUGGACUUCUAAUUCCCUUUUAUCUCAUUCCGAUUGAGCAUCUGAUCCAUGGAGGCCCCAGCGUGCAACUUGUAGGACGUAAAAGAUCUGCUGCUAAGGUUGUUACUCUUGGUGCCAGAUACCACAGGACACGCUCAAAGAUUGUGUCCAUCUCUCCAAAUAAAAUAAGCAUUAGUUCAUCUAGCAUCAUUAUCUAUAGUUCUAAUAAAGAAAUGUAUUUUGACUAUGAUUGUAAAUAUUGUAUCAGACCUAGUAGUGUUAAAAAAAAUAAGAACAAAAUUGACAAUUACAUUUGUAUGGUUAAACAAUAUCUGCAACAAUAUCUGGCAAUGUGUUUGACAGAGACUCAUCAAUAUAUUGCAUUGAUGACUAACUUUAGCACUGUAGAUGUUUAUGAAGGAAUUUUUCAUCAGGCUCAGCCGAGGUUAGAUAUUCUAAAUCUGGAGACCACAUCUUCGAAGAGGCUUGAGGGCAAAGCUAUUUGACAGAGUAUUUGCCAUCAGCACUAAAAUAUCCUUUCAAUACAUUUUUCAAAAAAAUCUCUAUCACGUUUAUUAAUUUGCUUGUUUAAUCAAAAAUCCCCAGCACACAGAAGCGGGUCUUAACUGGGCUUAAGUAGAAUCAACCAAUCUAUCAUUUACUGCACAGUUGUAAUAUGAGACUUGAAUAAUUGUUUAAGAUAAUGAAACACAUUACAAAAAUGUUAAAUCCAAAGAAAUAUGUAAAACUAUCAAUUUUACAGAAUUUAAGAACCCAUUUCAGUAAGUAGGAUUAAAAUUGUUAUGAUACAGAAAAGAAAAAAAAAAAGGACAAAUUGUUAAAGCCAAUGAACUACAUGACCCUUUGAAAUAGCAAAUAAUGAAAAGCUGCUCUAUAUAAGUCAGUUUUACUAAUGACUGAUUCCUGUGUUUUCAAAGGUAACAUUUCCAUACAAUUCCAUUUUUUAAGAUUCAGAGGAAGCACAGUUUUUAAUGCACUUAAUCUCCUUUUGCUGCACACUACUUGUUCAAUGGGUGACAGGUAUGUAAUUAACUCCUGUAAUAAAUCCUUAAACUGACUCUGUUUGCAGAUUAUAUUUGUCCUCAUGCUGCAACGCAGUUAAUAACUUCAUCGUUUCUCAAAACAAUACUUUGCUGGGAAGCAAUAUCACAUACGAAGUGGAAACCCGAAAGAACAUUUUAAUUGCAGAAGACAUUUAUAGAAUGUUCCCUAAGGUAUGGGUUUUAAUUUUUUCAUGUGGUUGUUUUUGUCAACUCACUCAUCUCUGCCUUCAUGCAAACAAUGUGUGUGGGUGAUUAUAUUUAGAAUUCAAAGGAACACAUCAAGUACCAUAACCACCUUAGCAGCCUGCAGUAGUUAUGGUGCUUAACCAAUGUAAGUAGUCAACCGUUUUCUAACAGUUUGACUUCUUAUCUGAGUUCCUCUCGGCACCGCUCCCUGCCUCAAUGAUAGGUCAACGUUCUCUGUCAGGGCUAAACCCGGUAGUGCAGUGCUGAGCUCAUUGGCUGAGAGUCUCAGGAAAUGAACUGGCCCUUCAUUGCAAGACUUGGUUCAGAAGAGCUAAUUAACCCCUUAAGGACCAAACUUCUGGAAUAAAAGGGAAUCACGACAUGUCACACAUGUCAUGUGUCCUUAACCCCUUAAGGACACAUGACAUGUGUGACAUGUCAUGAUUCCAUUUUAUUCCAGAAGUUUGGUCCUUAAGGGGUUAAGGGGUUAAAGCUUCAAGCAUCAGUUUCCAGCUCCCAGACCAGAAAGGAAGGUGCAGGGAUUGGUGCCCGGCAGACUCAAGGUAAAAAGUCAAAUUGUUGUAAAGCAGUUUGACUAUUCAUGCUGGAGGGCACCACGGCACUCCUGGCACCAUAACAACUGCUGUGUUCUGCAGUUUUUAUGGUGGUUGGAGUUUUCUUUUAACUGGCUGUUCCUCAUAUGAACUGUGAAUGUUUCUCAAUGGGUGAUUGUUUUUUUCUUAGAGGUACAUGAUGGCAACAGGCACAAUCUGUCUAUGUAUAUAAAUAUAUAGAAAACAGUAAGAGAAAAUAUGAAGUAUGCUGAAGGAUUUGAAAAGUAAGGCUACAAGCUAUUUCUGUUGGCAGCAUAAUAUGCUUAAAUAAAAUGAGACUCUGUAUUGGAUGUGCUAGAGUCCCUGAUUCUCAGUAGGACUCAGUUAUUAGAGCCAUUACUCUAAUAACAGAAUUUCUGCUAAGCUACAAAUGCCUAAAAUGGACCCGAGGGCACCUAAUCUACAUGCCCCAAAAAGUAGCCAAAAUGCCCAUCCUUUGACAGUACUCAUCCCCCGAAAGAACAACACCAUAAUCGUGCCCAGCCUCCUGGCACAAAUAAUGUUACGGUCAUCAGUCCCUCUCCAUAAAAAUACAGAGUUGGGAGUAUUCUGGUUUCCUUGUAGAAAUAGUGUUAGUAAGUCAGUAAGUGGCUAGGUCCACUUGCUCUAAUAUUAUCCCCCUCACAACCUUGUACUUUGAUUUGGAUGCAGAUGCCAAAUCACCCUCACCAUUUAAACCCAUAAUAUUAUUUUGGCCUGGAAAGUGUAUAUUCCAUAACGGUAUUAUCAAAAUAAAAUACAUAUAAAAUAUGCUAUAGCAACUAUGCCCAGAUGGUGGCAGUAUAGCAGUGUGAAGGAUAUCGAGGAAUCUUUUAUUAUUUUAUGUUAUUUAUAACUAAGUAUAACAAUUUGAAAUGGAACGUGGAGCUGGUGAGAGAAUGCUCACGGUGUCAGCACAUUUGCUGUGAGUUAGACGGAUGAUGUGACUGUAGGAUUUUGUAUUGAUUGGAGGGGGGGGAGGCGGUUAGAUCGAUAGGAUGACAAGUUAGAGGAAAUUUCAGUGAUUAUCAAGUGUUUUGACAAGCUUGGCAAAGGCAUUUUAAAGACUCUUCGAAAAUAAGUUAAGGUGUGAUUCAGAAAUCUGUUUUUGUGGGUUUAUAUGCGUUUUUGAGGGGUGAAGGAAUUUUCCUUCAGGACUUACGUACUGAUGUUGAUUUUAUUUCUUCCAAUAAUUCCAGUGCAAAUUAUACAGUACUGGGAUUCGGGAUUCAUCCAUUCAAUUACGGAUAAUUGACACGUGAAGUGCAAAUCAUUGCUAAUGGUCAUUUGCUUUCAGGUUCCCUGAUGGAACUCAUUACAUACCUCCCAAGUGUCUCGUUACAAUGGACAGUCCUUAUGUUCAGCCUAAAUACCUCUGGUCUCCUUUCUAUCCUAAUAUUCAUCUUUUGCUGGAGCUCCAGGAUUUUUUAGAGAACUAAACAAAAACCAGUGUAAAUUAGAUAAAUGAUUAUGACCUCGUUUUAAUAUUGCUCGAUUAACAUGUAUAGCUUGGAGGAAAGACAAGACAGGGGGAUGUAAUAGAAACAUUUAGGGAAUCAACACAGGAAAAGAUGAGACCAUAUUUAAAAGAAGAAAAACUACCACAACAAGAGGACAUAGUCUUAAAUUAGAGGGGCAAAGGUUUAAAAAUAAAAUCAGGAAGUAUUACUUUACUGAGAGGGUAGUGGAUGCAUGGAAUAGCCUUCCAGCUGAAGUGGUAGAGGUUAACACAUUAAAGGAGUUUAAGCAUGCGUGGGAUAGGCAUAAGGGUAUCAUAACUAUAAGAUAAGGCCAGGGACUAAUGAAAGUAUUUAGAAAAUUGGGCAGACUAGAUGUUCUAUGUUUCUAUGAUUUCAAAUUUAAUGGAUAAACUUUUAAAAUGAUUUAAUAUUAUGAAAUGUAUUUUAAUUGUGUAAGAUUUUUAUAGUUUUGAGAUACAAAUAUAGGCUUUGAUAUUUUAAUAUGUUGAAAAAUUCAUUUAAAAAAGAUUAUCCAAAAAAACGACAUUACUUGGAAAACGUUCCCAAUAGUAUUAAAUAUAGACCUAAGCCCCUUGAAAUGUAUCACAAUCUCAGCCAAUCAGCUAAGCUCUGCACCCCCGAGCUUAGCUCAGUGAGUACCUCACAGAGUUUUAGUGGAGAUAGGGAAUGGCACCCAGUGGACGGAAGGUUCUAAAAUAGUUUGGCUGCUUACUUUGGAAGGGGAGGUGCCAAGGCACUCCAGACCCAGUCUGCUGUAGUGGUUUUGGUACUUAAAGUAUUAAUUUAACUCCAUCCUGUAAAUCGUGCUUAACACUGUGCAUUUCCCAUAAAUACUUUCCACAUUUAAACUAACCCGCAUCCAUUCCCACAUUAAUCUUUUUCAUGCAGCCAGUUGCUUACCAUUGUAAAGUAGUUCCACCCAGCCUACACUUUAUGCAGUCCUAAACAGUUAUGCCCAGGUUUAGUCAAAUCGAAGACACUGUGUGGAGGGAUAUGGGCACACUGAACAGAGCCCUGCACUAAUACUGAAACCCUAUUGGUAAAUAUGAGCAAAGAAGGCUGUGAAAAAAAAUUCUUUAUUGUUUAACCCAGCGGUUCCCAAACUGUGUGCUGGGGCGCCGCAACGUGCACACAGGGGUGCCGCGGAAUGUUUCUACGGUGCCAUGAUUAUAUUACCGGGGAAACAUUACUACUGAACAGAGGCCCAGUCCGGUGCCGCCGUCCUUUAAGACCGUGACCAGGGAGACAGCGCGGGAGGAGGCAGCCACAGCAUGAGAUGAGAGGAGCACGAAGAGCUCCAGACCCCUCACUCCCACAGCAGCGGGACUCCAAGCCACCCUCCUGGCACAUAAGGUAAGCUGGAGGGAACAGGAGGGUGGCUGGAGAUAUUUUUAAAAAAUCACUUGUAUGUGUGUGAGUGUGUGUAUGUAUGAGUGUAAGUGAGUGUGUGUGUAUAUGAGUGUGUGUGUGUGUGUAUGAGUGUGUGUGCAUGUGUAUGAGUGAGUAUGAGUGUGUGUGUGUCAGGGUGUGCAUCUGUGUGUAUAUAUAUAUAUAUAUAUAUAUAUAUAUAUGUGUGUAUGUAUGUCAGUGUGCUUCUGUGUCUGCGCACACAUGUGUAUGUGCAUCUGUGUCAGGGUGUGUGUAUCUGUGUUAUGGUGUUGGCAUGUAUCAAUGUUUGGGUGUGUCAUGGUGCAUGUGUGUAUAUGUCAGUGUGUAUCUAUAUGUGUGUGUCGGUGUCUAUAUGAAUUUGUGUGUAUGUGUCGGUGUAUUUAUGUGCAUGAAUAUCUGUGUAAGUAUGUAUGUAUGUAUGUGGUAGUGUAUGUGCAUACAUCCAAGCAGUCAAACACCAGCACAACAUACAAGCACACUCUUGCAAUCAAACACAAAUAUUACUUACAAACAUCUGCAUUCAAACAAGCAAAAACAAAAAAUAUACAAACACACCCCUUCACUCAAAAACAAAUACUUCACACAAAUGUUCAUCUGCAUUUAAAAGUGAACAUUCAAACACACACCUGCAAUCAAAUGCAAACAUUACAUACAAACACACCCCUGUAUUAAAACACAAUAAUUAUAAACAAGCACCCCUUCAAAUACCAACACUGUACAUUACACUACAUCGGCAGUAAAUGCUGCAGUGCUGUACACAUAUACAACCUAGAAAUUUUGACUUGGGGUGCCUUGGAAAAAUACUGAAAUAUUAACCUAAAGUUUGGGAACCACUGGUUUAAAGGACCACUAUAGGCACCCAGACCACUUCAGCUCAAUGAAGUGGUCUGGGUGCCAGGUCCCUCUAGUUUUAACCCUGCAGCUGAAAACAUAACAGUUUCAUAGAAACUGCUAUUUUUACACUGCAGGGUUAAUCCAGCCUCUAGUGGGUGUCUCACUGACAGCCACUAGAGGCCGCUUCCGCAGUUCUCACUGUGAAAAGCACAGUGAGAAGACGCUGACGUCCAUAGGAAAGCAUUGAGUGCUUUCCUAUGGGCGUUUUUAAUGCGCAAGCGGCUCUGGUCGCACAUGCGCAUUCAGCUCCACUCGGGAGCCAACGUCGGAGAGGUCACCAGCGCCGAGGGAGCCCAGAGGGUGGGGGGGGGGGGACUUAAGGACUACAUAGUGUCAGGAAAACGAGUUUGUUUUCCUGGCACUAUAAUGGUCCUUUAACCUUUUGUUCUCAUGGAUAUCAAACACAACACAGGUUUAUUUAAAAAAAAAAUCUUUGUUAAAUAUGUGUACCAUUGUUGGCACCCUUUUAGGUCAAUACAUUGUGCUACCUCCUGAGAUGCCAAUAUUAGUGAAGGGCACUGUGUAUUAAUGUAACUGAAUGAAGGCACUCUAGCACAACUGAAUUUGCCAUGCAUUACUAUUAAUUAUUUUAGUGUCUUUAAUUAUUAUAGGUCAGUGGUGACAAACAGCGUGGAUAUAACUAGGGCAGGAUUGAGAGCCCAUCGGGUCUGGUGCUGACAAUUACGAUGGACCUAAUUACAGAAUAAUAUUGGCAGAAAACACAUACCUUCCAAGCAGCCAGGGCCGGACUGGGGAUACGAAGUAGCCCUGGAAAAAAAUCUAUGCCAGCCCCAUAAGUCAUUGUGCUAUGUAGUGUGUGUUUUAUAUAUAUACACACUCACAUAUAUAUCUCUCUCUCUGUCUAUAUUUAGUACAGACAAACUCUGAUAUACACACAAGCUUACUACAGACAAGCUCACUGAUGCGCACACACUCUCCCUACAGACAAGUCCAUUGACACACACAUGCCCCCUACAGAAGAGCUCACUAACACACAGAUUCACUACAGACAAGCUCACUGACACACACAUGCUCACUACAGACAAGCUCACUGACACACAUAUGGUCACUACAGACAAGCUCACGAUCACACACAUGCUUACUACAGACAAGCUCACUGCACACACACAGGGCUGACCUUAGGUGUUUAGGCACCCUGUGCGAGCCAAUCUUCCCCCGGUCACCUAGACAUACACAAAGAGGAAAAAAACCUGUGUAAGAAAUAAUUUGUUUUAAUUUCAGAUAGUUUAAGUGCAAGUGCAAACAAUUACAAUAAUAAAUAACUGCAGGGGGGCGGGGCCGGACCGCCGACGGGAUCAGACGUGUUUAGUCUGAGCUCCUGCCUUGGAGCCCGAAAAUCGGCGCAAACUGGAGGCUGAAACUCCCCAACCACCCGUAACACAGACCACAAUGCUCCCCAGAACAUGGGCUACGAGGCGAUACCCUUCCAGACUCUGCCCGGCACCUACAGUAACCCGACGAAGUCCCGAGGCAUGCUGGAGCUUGAGCCGGGAAGAGACGGCCGCUCUCCCGGGUCUCCGGCCGGCGUCUGGCGCCCCCCCUCCCCUCUGGACCGGGGGGGUCAUCCCGGUCUACACAAGCAACUACUGUCAUGCCAAGCUGGGAUGUAAGCUACCAUUCUGCUGCGGCACACUCUCCAGCGGCAAUCCUCCAAGAUGGCUGCCGCACGCCAGCCGCAUGUGCGACCUGCCAGCAAGAUGGCGCCUGCUGCAGAGGCAGCCAUCAAAUGCCAUCUGACCACCACGGAAACCUGCCCCAGAGAAGCGUCGGCGGACCAAAGGGAAGCCUACAUCAUAUAAUUUGGUUUAAAAAGGAAUACCUCUGUACCUGGGGAGGACAUCAUCAUUCAAGGGGGGCCCACCUUAUACGCCCGGGAAACAACACCAAUGGCUGCACCUAUAUCCAGGACUCUCCUGUGAGGCGCAACGCACCCAUCUGAGGAAGCAGCCGGACAGCACCAGGCAUGGGCUACACAAACAAACGCUGGUCCCCUAAUGCACAGUCCAACCUGAAUAUGUUCCAUACUCUUGAACACUCGGGACUUUAUAUGCUCCCAUCUACAGGAAUGACCCAGUGGCAAUCUUAGCUCACCUUGCAAAACUCAUUUUUAUGUCUUGAUUUAAUGCACACCACUAUAUAUGCUUAUUUAACCCUUGUAAAAUGUGUUUGCAGAGCAGAUUUGUUGUUCUGGAUUAAGCUUACGUAACAUAUACCUAGCUUGAGAUGAAUAUCUAUUGUAAAAUAAGGCAGAACCGUUUGAAUACACAUCUCAUUAAUUUUAUACAUAACAUGUAUAACCUGUGAUGCACGCAGACUAGUUUAAACACUGUCCUAGCCUAAUUAAAGUGUAACACUACUCUCACGAACUGAUUUGUAUAAGCUAACAAUAAUAUAAAAAAUGUGCCUUGUAAGCAAAUGCCCCGCAUGUUUUGCGAGAAAAAGCCUGAGGAUUGCUCUCGGGGCACCUCAUGCCUGCUUGUAAUGUUUUCUGUGCACUUCAAAAAAAAAUAAAAAAAAUAAAAUAAAAUAAUAAUAAAUAACUGGAUAGGCUGGUAACAAUAAUGUACAUUUAGGGGACACUAUAGUCAUCAAAACACCGUUAUCUUAAUGAAGCAGUUUAGGUGUAUAGAGCAUGUCCCUGCUAUGUCACUGCUCAAUUCCCUGCCAUUUAAGUGUUAAAUCAUGUAUACCCUCUCCCUCAUUUCUUCACCCCACCUCUCUGGCCCCCUCUAGACAAUUUCAGGCACACAAUUUGCCGCCCCCACCCCCUUCUACAAACCCUGCCCCCCCUUCACCAAAACCCCUGCCCCUAUUCACUUAACCCCUGCCCUCUUCACCAAAACACCUGGCCAUCCCUUCAUCAAUGCCCUGACCCCCUUCAUCAAUCCUCUGCACCCUUUGUCAGACCUUGAUACCCUUCAUCAAUCCCCUGCCCCUUUCAUCAAUCCCCUGGACCUCCUUACCAGUCCCCUGCCCCCAUUCACCAAUCCUCUGCACCCCUCAUUAAUGCUCUGCCCUCCUUCAUUAGUCCCCUGCCCCCCUUCACCAGUCCCCUGCCCCCUUCAUCAGACCCUGCCCUCCUUCACCAAUCCCGUGCCCUCAUUUACCAGUCCCCUGCCCCCAUUCACCAAUCCUCUGCCCCCUUUGCCAAUCCCCUGCCGUCCUUUACCAGUCCCCUGCCCCCAUCAUCAAUCCCCUGCCCCCCUUCAUCAGACCAUGCCCCCUUAAUCUAUGCCUGCCCCAUUUACCAAUUCCAUGCCCCCUUCCAUCAAUUCCUGCCCCCUAUCAUCAAUCCCCUGCCCCACUUUAUCAGACACUGCCACCUUAAUCAAUCUCCUAUCCCCUUCACCAACAACCCUGCACCCCUUCAAUAAAAGGCAACAUAUUUAGUAAAAAGAAAAGCAAUAAGAACUAGGACUCCCUUUAAUGGCUGCUGCUCCCUGGAUUGAGCUUCCCAUUCUGCUGCGUCGCUGACUUAAGAGCUCCGGCCGCCGACCUCACACGCACCAAGUGGAUCCUGCUGCGGCUCCCUGUGAAGGCAGAGCACAUGGACGUUGCGUCCCCAUGCUCCUCCUCCUCCACGCUCCAGACCUCUUCACUCUGCAAUGGAUCCUGGCCAUGGCUUGCCUCUCCCCUCAUAAAUUGGUCUGGCCUCUUUGUGAUCGACUGCGAGCUGUGUCGGCCGCCCCAGCGCCCCUGUUGCCACCUCGCACACCCCAAAGGCUGGCCCUGCACACACAUGCACCGCACAGACAGGCUCAGACACACCCAUGCUCCCUACAGACAAGCUCACUAACACACACACAAUCCCUACAGACAAGCUCAAUGACACACAUACAAGCUCACUCACUAGCAGGCACACACACAAACACAAACUCACUAGCAGGUGCACACACACAGAAGCUCACUCACAAAUGCACACACACAAAGACAUCCACACACACAGAGGCAGGCAGACAGCCACACACACACACACUCAGGCAGACAGUCACACACACACACAGGCAGACAGUCACACACACACACAGGCAGACAGUCACAGACUCACAGGCAGUCAAACACAUACACGCUGCUGCAAUUACCAGGGCCCCCGCCGCACAGUAAGCUCCGCUGCUUAGCUCCGCCCCCACCGCCCGGUAAGCCCCGCCCCCUCCGCAAUAUAUAUAUAUUUUUUUCAAUCCCGGCCACAGGAGCCUGGCCAGUGAUGAAUAGGUCUGUCAGCCCAGCCCCAGGUGCCGUGGCACACCGGGAAAUUUCCCGAUAUCCUGGUGGGCCAGUCUGGCCCUGCAAGCAGCUAUAGACUGUAAGCUCGUUUGAGCAGGGUCCUCUUCAACCUGUCAUUACUGUAGGUUUUCUUGUAAUUGUACUAUUUAUAGUUACACGCCCCCCCCCCUUCUUAUAAUAUUGUAAAGUGCUAUGGAGUCUGUUGGCACUAUAUAAAUGGCAAUAAUAAUAAUAAUAAUGUAUCUGGUGGAGGUGGUGCUGGAGGGAACCUCACAGGAUGCAGCUAGAAGAAAACACAUCCCUAUGAUAAUAUCUCACUUUCAUCUGUCAAGCAAAUUUAUAUCCCCUAACAGCAGUGUCCGGCGAAGCAGGACGUCGGUGGGUGGGGGGGAAAAGGUUGUGCCACUGAUGUGAAUCACGUAAACCAGCAUGUCCAGAAUAGAGGCGGGUCUGCCUGAAGAAAUGGAAGGUCCACCUUGCGUAAAUGCACGUCAGGCUGCCCAUAAGUCAUGCAGGCUGGCCAACUAAGAGCUUACAAUGCAGACAGUGCCCUGAGCUUGUUGCAAAUGAGUCUCAUAAUGUGCUAAUGAUCACAAAUGUGUCUAAUGAUGUGCUCGCUUUAAGUUUAAACAUUUAAUUAUUUUUUUUGUCUCAGACACAGCCCUUUGCAGGAAUCCCCUUCAAGAGAUGUGCUGUGGUUGGAAAUGGUGGUAUGCUCACAAACAGCAGCUGUGGAGAAGAAAUUGACCAGUCAGAUUUUGUAUUCAGGUAACAGGUUACAUAUCCUAGUGGGCUUUAAACAGGUGCGGACAAAAAUUACAUUACCAGUCAGGGGUGGACUGACCACUUGGGCAGAUUGGUCACGGACCAAGGGCCUAGCUGAACAGCCAUAAUACCACACACACCUUCUAUGCCCCCUACUCCCAAUUCAGCCCAUAUGCCUUCCUGCAUACAAUACAGCCUCCAUCCCUCCCUGCACCUACUACAGCUCCUAUGCCGUUAUCCAUCUAUUACAGGCCCCCAUUAUAUCACCAGCACCUACUACUGCCCCAUGAACCCUUGCAUCCAGUACAGCCCCUAUGCCCCCUUGCAUCCACAUUAGCCCCUAUGUCCUCCUGCACUUACUACAGCCCCUAUGCCCUGCUACAGCCCUAAUGCCCCUUUUGCAACCACUACAGCCAUUAUCCUCCCUGCUUCAAAUUCAGCCCUCUCUGCACCUUCCUAAGCACCUAUCUCUUCCUGCACUCACUUCAUCCUCUUUGCCCCAUUGCAUCCACUACUGCCCCUAUGCCUUCCUGCACCAACUACAGUCAUUAUCACUCUAUGCACCCCCCUCAGCUUCUAUACCUCACUGUAACCACUACAGCCCAUGUGUUCUUUGCAGCCGCUAAGUUAUCCAUCCCCCCCCUGUAUCCACUACAUCCCCUAUCCUUUCCCUGCACACACUUCAGACCCUAUCCCUUCCAUGCACCAGCUGCAACCCAUAUCCCUCCCUGCACCCAGUAUGCCCCCUGCAGCAACAACAGUACCCAUCCCUCCCCUGCACGCACUACAGCCCUUAUCUCUCACACACUACAGCUCUUAUGUCCCCACUGAGUGUGCACCUUCCUAUCACUCCGGCCUGGUACCGUGGACCGGAGAGGAGCUCGGUCACGCUACAGGGAAGGGGAGGUGAGGGUGUGGGGGGAGGAGUAAGAAGAAGGAGGCGGGAGUAAGAAGAGGGGGGAGUAAGAAGAAGGGGAGUAAGAAGGGGGUAAGAAGAGGGGAGUAAGAAGAAGAAGAAGGGGGGUAAGAAAAAGAGGGAGUAAGAAGAAGAAGAAGGGGCGAGUAAGAAGAAGUAGGAGGGGUAAGAAGAAGAAAGGGGGAGUAAGAAGAAGUAGAGGGGGUAAGAAGAAGGGAGGAGCAAUAAGAAGAAGGGGGAGUAAUAAGAAAAAGGGGGGGAGUAAGAAGAAGAAGGGGGGUAAAAAGAACAAGGGGGAGUAAGAAGAACAAGGGGGGGAAGUAAGAAGAACACGGGGUGAGGAGAACACAUGGAGGGUGAGAAGAAUGGGGGGAUGAGAAGAGCACAGGGUGGGUAGUGUGAGAAGAGACCGCUAGGGGAGGGUGGGGCAGAGUAGAGACCACUAAGGGGCAGGGGAGAGCUUUAAGGGACAGCUCUAUAGGACAGGGGGCAAGACAGGGAGCUCUUUCACACUACGCGCACAAACACACACACAAUGCAUCCCUAUACAUACACAGAAACACACAAUGCAUCCCUACACACACAGAAACACAACAUGCUUCCCUUACACACAGAGAAACACACAAUGCAUCCAUUACACACACACAAUGCAACCCUUGCACACAAAGACAAUGCAUCCUUUGCACACAUACACAGAAACACACAAUGCAAACCCUUGCACACACAUGCAAACACACACACUGCUUUUCUUAUAUAUACACAGAAACACAAUGCAUCUCUUACACUCAAUGCACAUACAUACAGACACACACCUUGCAUCCCUUAUGCAUACAAACACGGAUUCACACAAUACAUCCCUUAUACACAAAUACACACUGCUGCAACUACACACAAACACACACUACAUCACCUACACAAACUGGUAUCCCUAUACACUACAUACCAUAAGCACACAUAUUAGAACCGCUACAAUAACACAUAACACAUCCCCUACACACUCCACUCCCUGUGAGCAAACUCAUGGGUGGGUGGAACAUAUAAGUGGACUUAUGAGUGGGCCUUAUGGGGGACACCAGCAUAUGCAAUUUAAACGAUUCGCUGGUGGUCCACUGGUGCGCACCAGCAGUAGGUGCAGUCAGAUUAUAGCCUCUCCCUCGUGGUUCCGGCGCUCAGUUAGUGAGUCAGAGCACAGGCUCAGAGAUUCUCAGCCUGCGCUCUGACAACAUUGAAAGUCAGAGCCAUGAAGGAGCGGGUAUGGCAAAGAGCGACUAAUUAGCAUAACAUCAAUAUCCGUUAUAAAACCGGUGGGCAUGGAUGGUGAACUGAUUUGGUGGUGCAAUGGGUGGGCAUGGAUGGUGAACUGAUUUGGUGGUGCAAUGGGCCACUUGACUGGUUUUGCCCCCCAGGCCUAAGGCUGCCAGCCCUCCCCUGAUCCCCACUGUACACACAACAUCCCCUAUACCCCCACGCACACUGCAGCCCCUAUCCUCCUCACACACACAUACUGCAGCUUCUAUUUACCCCACACACAGUAGAGCCUCUAUAAUCCAUACAAACACACAGUUUCCCGAAGAUGCAUACUAUAGCCACACACAUACAACAGCCCCUAUCUACACACACUCUGCAACACAAGCAGUCCUCUCCACUCACAUACUUCACUGCAAACAGCCCAAUUCACACCUUCAAACCUACAAGGAGCCUAACUGUAUGCACACAAUCCACAAACAGCAUCCCCAUACAUUCAAUACCACAUACAGCCACACACAAAUUGCAAGCAGCAUUCCCACACAUGCACAUAGGGUUCCUUACACACACACAACACACACAAUUAUUACAAUCACUUAUAUAGCAUGAACAUAUUCUGCAGAGAUGUACAAUAGGUAAAACAAGACAAACUAUUCUUUCUAACACAACACAUUGACAUACAGGAACACAAUAUCACAAGCAGCAUCCCACAUACACAACCCCACAAGGGGUUAUAGUUCCCUAGUCACCAUUUAGGUGACCAUGCCCCCACUUGCAGGAAGAAAAAAAACAAAAUGUUUCUUUUAUCUUUUGCCCCUCGCAGUGCUGUUCUUAGGAGUUCUGCAUCGCCUCUUUGACUGAGAUCAUCGAUGAUCUCUGCCAAUCCAAAGCAUUCCUGUAGGAAAGCAUUGGGAGUCUAAUGUACAUGCACGGCAAAAUGCCAUGCUGUGCCAAUCAGACUGUCUCUCUGAAGCCAUAUGAUUGAAAUAGUAGAGUUUUAUUCCACUAUUUUGCGGCAGCACCACUAUUGGCUGCCAGUAUGACAUUAUGUCAGUAUGAUAGCCACUUGAGGCAAGUUAACCCUGCAAUGACUAUAUUGCCAUUCUUGCAGAAUGACAGUCUUUUCAGCUGCAAGGUUAAAACAGGGGGACAUAGUACCCAGACGACUUUAUUAUGAUGAAGUUAUUUGGGUGCCUAUAGAGACACUUUUAAUUUAGGAGCGGAACAACAAAUACAAUACAGGAGAUUCCAUGAGAGUGUAAGGUACACAAAUAUUAUAACUGAGAAGGAAUUCUUAAAUGGGUACUUUCCCAGGAUUUUUAAUAUUCUGAUUUUCUAUCCCCCAUAUAUUGGUUUUAGGUGACCUUUAAAUGUUUUAUUUAAUAGUAAAAUUUCCAGAGAAUUGAUAGUUCUGCUUUAAGUGCAUUAACUAAUGCAAGUGUAAAACAAGGGGUAAUGAAAAGGUAGACCCCUUUGACGUUGUAGAACUACAUACCCCAUAAUGCUUUGCCAGCAUUGCUUCUAAAAUGCUUACAUAUACACUUCUGACUGCACCAUUCCUGGUUUCAUAAGACAAUUUGUACCAUCUAUUUUCUUUCAGAUGUAACCUCCCGCCUAUUUGGGGUAAUGUUACUGCUGAUGUCGGGAAUAAAACAAAUCUUGUAACAGUUAAUCCAAGCAUUAUAGCUCUGAAGUAAGUAUCUCCUGUGAUCCACUUUAUAAUGGGCAUAACAAUCUGUAAUGAUGAAUAGAGCGUUCAUGCACAGUUUUCAAAUUUCUUUCACAAUCAUAUCUGUCAUUGACCUAUUGACCAUAUGAGAAUCCUGAUAUAAACUGUGCAAGGCUGCUUUUCAUGAUCUUUAAACUAUGGAAAUCCAACAGUAUUUUAUUUUUGCACCAUUGUAAAUUGCUGAUCGACCAAUCGGGAAGAGAUUUUAAAACACACCCGUCACUUGUAGGGUCAUUACAUGUUACCUCCUCCAAGUUACAUACUAAAUAGUGGGCACUUGAGGGAGAGAUGUUCUCUCCUAAGUGUCCCUUCCUCCUCUUUGCCUCCUCCAAACAUCUUUUGCUACGUAGAAUUCUACAGAUUCCUGGGAUAGUCCUUCAGGUCACAAUAACUUCUGAAACAGUGCUUAACUGUUUCUGCAUCAUGACCUCGGUAACAGUAGAACAGCCCAGAAUGAUAGAUGAAACAUUAAAUGAUGGUUUCUAAUGAUAAGUUACCAUAACUGAACUAACCAAGGAGGCCAACACAUUUCAUUAGCAAAAUAAUGGAGGCACGUUGUAUAGACAGUAACUUUUCACAGAGCUCCACAGCAUGUGCAAUUGUUGUUUUCAACUUUAACUAAGAAUAGAAAAUGAAAGUAGACAUUUAAAAAAUAUUUUUCCCCAGCAUACUAGGAACAUCAUUAAUGUAAUAAUAUAUUAAUAUUAUUUUCAUUAUAUUGCAGUUAAAGAAAAACUGUCACCUCAAAACUAUUUCUAACAUAACCCUUUCAUCAAGAUUUGAAAGGAAAUAUAUAUUUUUAUUAAAAUGAAGUAGAUGUAAACAAAAUUAGAAACACUCAUCCCUACCUUUAGUAAAUGAUAGGAUAUUUCAACAAUAUACAUAAACCUUGGGUCAUCUUCCUUGCUCCUCUGUAGGGGGCAAAGCAGGGAAGAUCAUAGAGACUAGCAGGUGGUUAUCAAACACUGAACAAAUUAAGGUGCAUGUAUAUGGCUGAAGAUCCCUGAGCCUCACGUGCAGAUAUAUGCAUUCUACACUAGAACCACAUAAUGAAUUUGUAAAUAUGUACGUGGCUUGUUAAUCAAGUAUGUCAUUGAGACAUGUAUUAUAUUUAUGUGAACUAAAUAUUAUGUUUUUGAAGCACACUGGCUCAAUGUCUGCAAAAAACAAAAGUGAGUGCCUAGUGGGAAUAGCUCUUUUACAGAUGUGCCACAUACACCAAUUCUGGAGAAUGAUUGUGUGCCCAAUUCAUGAGCCAUGUAGACCACACAACCUUACUGUAUUAUCUUGAACUGUGUUUAAAUUGUAUUAAAAUGCUAUGUUUGUCAAAUCUAUACUGAAGCUUUAUUUUGCUUCUGGUAAGCAGGCUCUCAGCUGUAAAUCUUUGUUUACUCAUAAAAACAUAUUGAUUGAUUUUGAUUUAUUGUUACAGAUAUGGAAAACUCAAUGAGAUGAAAACAGCCUUUCUAAAGAACCUCAGCAGCUACGGUUAUUCGUUUCUUCUGUUACCAGCAUUUUCCUACAGCAGCAAUACUGCAAUUUCUUUUGAGGUACAUCGUGUUUUAAAGAAAUACCAAGCUAAACAGCGUGCAAUAUUUUUUCACCCCAACUAUCUUAGAAGCCUGGCGCAGUUUUGGAGAGGUCGAGGGGUGAGAGCGUAUCGCCUCUCCACAGGAUUCAUGAUCACCAGUGCAGCCAUAGAACUUUGUGAAGAUGUCAAAUUAUACGGAUUUUGGCCUUUCUCCAAAAACCUAGACGGAAAACCGAUUAGUCAUCAUUAUUAUGACAACCAAUUGCCAAAACCGGGGUUUCAUGCCAUGCCGAAAGAAUUUUAUCAAGUCCUACAACUACAUUACAAAGGGGUUCUCAAACUUCAAGUUGGUGAGUGUGAAAAGAGGUGAGGAGGACAGGCCACCUAACUGCAUUUUAAACUUGACUCUCGUCAACUUCAACUUUGCCAGUUCUGUCUCCGUGGAACGUUUGUCUGGGGCAAAUCUGAAAGAAUGAAUUGACCUUUAAUUCAUUUUCCUCUUCAGUACUCUGCUACAUCAUCUUUACAUUACUGCGGUGGAAAUCAUACAAUUUAAUAACUUAAUUGCUGCUGGAAUUGUUAACUGUUUCAUAGCUGUUCAUAUAUGGAAAAAAAAUUAUACCUACCCUAGCAAGAGGAUAUAUAUAUAUUUUACAGUGCACUUACGAUGCUUGGGAAUUUGGGUAACAUAUUUUAUCGUUUAGAUCUCCUACUGUGCUUUUGUGUGUGACACAAAUGUUCUUUGAAUUGCCAACCAAAAUGUUCAUAUAUUGAUCAUUUUACUGUAUGCCUGUGCUUGUUUUCUUUAUAAUGAAGAGAACAAACGUGUAGUUUAUUUAAAUAUAAGAAAACUCAGGAACUUUGAAAUUAGAUUAAUGUUUACAAUUUUUUAUGUUAAAAUGAACUGGACAACUUUGAUCACAUAGUUCAAAUGUUUAAAAUAAUAUCUAAAGGGAAAUGGAAUGUACUAAAAAAAGGUCUUAAAAUACCACAUUACAAAGUACCAUGUAAUUAAUUCUUAAUAAGACAGAUGUGUUACUAUUCUCAAGAAAAAAACAAAUGUAACGUUUUCAUGUUUGUAAAGAACUUUGGCCUUGAUUUAAUUUGAUGAGCAUCAGAAAUAAUCACACUCAGGUCUGAGUUUAAUAAUCUUUCCAAAUAAUUCAAUAACGUUAAAAAAAAAAAAAUCCAAGUGAAUUAUCUACAGAAAUUACCAUUAAAAUCUAUUGUAGAUUUUCUAGGUGAAAUCAUUUGAAAAACAUUUCUUAUAGAUUGUGUUAAUUUAUGAUGCUGAUCCAAACAAAUUAAAUUCAGGCCUUUGUUAGCUAAAAAAUAUUUAUCUGCUAUCACCUGACUACAACUCCCUGUCUAGAUAAUCUCCCCUCUCCCCACCCCCCAAAAAAAAUCACUUAUUCUCGAUGGGUGAUUCACUAAACUGUGAGUUGAAACAGACUUGGAAAAUUUGGACUUAUAAAUUCAAGGUAGAAUAGAUUUGUAUUCUACACAUUGUACAUUUUCUUAAUUUGGCUAUUUCAUCCUAUAUUUUGCACAUUAUCAUCAACUCACCCUUUAGUGAAUAGACUCCUUAGAGUUUCAAAACCCAGGCCAUGACAGCCACAGAAACAUAUUACCAUAAUAAUAGCAUAAUGCCUGGUGGUAUAUAAUAACAAGUGCAUGUUAAUUACAGAAAUAAA